Procambarus clarkii (red swamp crayfish) is the source of this 75121-nucleotide messenger RNA. The record is from RefSeq and is a predicted model, not a curated record. Lineage: Eukaryota; Metazoa; Arthropoda; Malacostraca; Decapoda; Cambaridae.
UUCAGUGCCUCUUUGGACGGUGCAGAGAGUAGGUGUGUCUGCCGCUGUGUCCCAGAGAAUGUAAGAGAAAAUGGGUAGCAGUGAGUGGGAGGGGUUACUAGAGCGGCGGCUGGCUGUGCUGCCUGGCUCACGGGACCCGGGUGGUGGACCCAUCCUUAUCAUCCCAUUGCCACAAGACCCCAGCAGCCAUGACUCCGGGGCCAUCUCCGCCACCGUCAAGUACCUCAAGACCAUCCCCAGCGUGAGCGCCCGGGAGCGUGGGUGGGUGGUGGUGGUGGACGCCCGAGUCUGUCACUACCGCCUCGUCAAGCCCACCGUCAGCACCGUCCGCGCCACCCUCGGCUACAUCAGGCACCUCUUCGUCGUCCGCCCGGAGGGAUUCUGGGAUAAGCAGCGAGUUGAUUGUCGCAAAAGUGAGGUGGACAGCCAGCCCAUCUACGUGAGUGUGAGCAAGCUCACCAGGCACAUGGAGGUGUCGCAGCUGCUGGUGGAGCUGGGAGGAACACUGGACUACGACCACACCGCCUGGCUCAAAACUCGCAAGGCGUACGAGGAGUUUGUGGACGAGUGCGAGCGGGCGCGCCGGGACUUGGAGACUCUGCAAGUGGAGCUUCGUCGGGAGGAGCCGUGCAGCCGGGCCUCCACCCUGCACGACCUCCUCUCCGUCAACACCAACACCUACAACACCAUCACGGCCAGACCCUCCGUCAUCUUCAACAUGGGCCAGGAUGUGCUGAAGGUACUGGAGAUGGACGAGGAGUCGGGCUUCAGGGUGUGUGAGGGCCAGGGCGACUCUGCCGAGGCGGCCUCCAGGGUCAGGGCCAUGCUCCAUGACCUCCACCUGCUCACCACUGCCGUCGAGGCCUGCUGGAGGAGACUCAACACAGCCCUCGACACCUACAUGCAGGUGCGGGAGCUGGAGGACGCUAUGAACGACAUCGGGCAGUGGCUGGUGUCGGCGGGCCAGACGCUCCUGGCCGAGACCAGCAUCGGCACCAUCACCGCACAGGCCGAGGCUCUCCUCAGGGAGCACGAGGCCAUAGAGCUCAAGUGCAGGGAGACGUACGGACGGUGGGCUGGCCUGAGGUACAAGGUAGACGAUGCCCUUGACCGAGGCGACGGCGACCUGCGCUCCCUGGCUGACCACCGCACCACCACCACCGACCUCCGCUCCCUCAAGGACUACACCGACACCCUCGUCAGGACGUUUGCGUCGCGGCUGGACCGACGUCGCACCCUGAUCCUAGCGUCGGUGAGGUUCCACCGCAUCGCUCAGCAGAUGUGCGAGCGGUGCAGUGUGCUCCUGCAGGCCCACCGCUGGCUCCCCCACACCCAGCAUGUUGACACGCUCAAGAAGACGCUCAGGGAACUCACCGCUCGCAAGGAGGCCAUUGAUUACCUGGCGUCCGAAGGCACGCGGGCGGGAGAAAAGCUUCUAGAUCUCCUGACGGUCGGGGUGAAGGAUCUGUGUGGGCGGGACGUCACGCCCGACUACACGGCUGAGCUCAAUCACGUGCACGCCCUCCUCACAGCCCAGCACGAGCACUAUGCACGUGCAGCACGCCAGGCUGACCUGCACAAAUUGCGGCUGCAACAGAACAUCCAGCUGCUGACCUGCCAGCGAGACGUGAAGCAGGCUCACAAGUGGUUGAAGGCAUUGCUUGAGGCGCUGGUGAAGGUUCACGCUCACGUGGGCCGUUCCUCUGAGGAGAUCCGCAGACUCAAGACGGAGCAUCAACAGUUCCAGGAAACUGCAGCAGGCACGUUCGAAUACGGGUACGAGUCUGCGAGGGCGGCCCUGCUGGUGGAGAAAUCUGCAGGAGGGAAUGUCUUGUCAGAGAGCCGCGCCAUGGUGGGCGACCUCGAGGACGUCUGGAAGAUGUUUGUCCAGGGUUCUCAGGAGCAGCUGACCAGGCUAAGGGUGGCCGGGGUCUUCUUUAGAACAAUGGAACAGCACCUAGAGCGGCUUGACGGCCUGUGUGCGGGGGUGGUGGAGAAGAUGGGUGGCUGCUGCUUGACAGCUGAUCCAGAGGCCCGCAAUCUGUUUACUUCCAGGGAUCGUCUACUUCGUGAGAUCGGCAGGAACGUCCGCCUUGGCAAGCUUCUCAAGGAACGCUUGUCGGACCCCCUAGUCCCAAAUUUCAGCUUGAGGGAACACAACGAGAACCUGCUGGCCCAGGAGUCCAUCAGCGAGCGGAUUCAGCACAUUACAAACCGCGCCCAGCAACUGGACGCCCUCAUGUUCCCCUCCGCCACCGCCACGCCCACACCCCAAGCUCGACCUGACACCGAACACGAGGGCAGCGGCAGCACAGAGUACUGGACGUGCUCAGAGUGCACUUGCACUACCUCCGGCACCUACCAUACCUGCCCUGAGUGUCAGCAACUCCAGGAGCUCUUCACCCACGAUGACACACGACCGCCUUCAGAGGAAGACCUUCCACUAGACGAGAUCCUUAAAAGAAGGUCCAGGUCGAGAACCAAGUCAAGCUCGAAGAGCAACGAUGACCUGGCGAAGGUGGAACCCAAGCGUCGAAGUCGGUCCAGAUCGAGGAGCCGCUCGACACCGCGGGCGCUGGCUGGCGACGAGUCGCCCACCACCUCCACGGCCACCAAGGUGAAGAAGGACGCUCCCCGGGACCACCCAGACGCUAUCGAGAGGGCUACCAGGUCCAGGUCACGUUCCAGAUCGAAGUCCCUCACGCGGGAGAUCGUCGCUUCUUUCAAAGAGUUCAGAGACAAGGUCAAACGUGGCAGGUCGCGAUCCAAGUCUGGGGAACGGAAGAGAGCAGAGGAGGAAGAGGCUGCUGCUGCUGCUGCUGCUGCUGGAGCCUCACAGGACCACGAGGGUGAAGGGAUGGUCAACGGUGACGUCCGGAUCCCCGUGCAUGUGCAGCCGCAGGAAGCCACGCCUACACCUGUCAUACCGGAGAAGGCCUGGAAGGAGGUGUCGUCGGAGACGGUGACGACGCGACUGGUGCUACACGGCGGAGACUCGCAGGGGGACACCACCCUGACGCUCGAGCACGUCACCUCCGUCAGGAAGCCCGACGAAUCUCACGACACCCAAACCCUCAGGGAUGCUUUCAGGUGGAAAUGUCCACCACCUUCUGCAGCUGAUUCUUCUUCACAUCGACCUUCCACUUCGGCACAGCCAAAAACUGAUGCCACUGAAACCUGUGAUCGUGCUUUUACUUCAAGCGUAUCUUCACAGCUUGCCAAUACUCCAGUACCUACUUUGUCUAUCCACUCUCCUGUAUCCACCGCUAUUUGUCAUGAUACACCGCUUGUUGAAGCUUCAUCGUUCGGGCUUCCAUCUUGUAUAUCACCAACUUCUGUAACUCCGCUACCUCAAGAUGCCAAUGAAGAUUCUUCUAUUGCUCAAAUUAGCCAAGCUCCUUCUCUAACUAUGGAACAUGGUGUGUGUGUUAUUAAUCCAACUGAGGAAGAGUGGCCCCCGCCACCUGACCAGCCGCCGCCUGAGGAACCCACUCUGAUCCAGGUGAGGUCGACAGAAUCUCCAACACUUAGAAACGUAGCCUCAAAACUGAUAACAUCACCUGCUGUUGAAACAGAGGCAUUACCUUCCACAUGUCCAGACGGUGAAGAGGAGGAGUUGCCACCGCCACGACCCCCAACCCCUACUCUUGAAGUCGACGAGGCUCCUCCCCCACGCCCGCCAGAACCCACAGAGGUGUACGAAGACAUAGUUCCACCUAAUAUGAUAUCCAUGCAUGAGACUACACCUCCCCGCCCUCUCCCUCCUACCACAUAUGAAGUCUUACCCCCACGUCCUGCUCCUCCGGCCUUGCAUAACAAUCUGGUGGAAGAGAUGGGUGUGUGCCCACCUCCACGACCCGACCCUCCUAGUGAUGAUGCAGAUGAUGAGCGGGAGAUGACUCCGCCUAGACCACGGCCUCCAGUUGAGUAUGAGAUAGUGUUCCCUCCGCGACCUCCCCUCCCCACAAUACUCGAGUACUCUCCAACUUUCCAUGAAGGUUCUCCGGUUUUAGAGGAAUUGCCUGAAAAUACAAAGAAUGAGGCGACACCGCCAUGGCCAAAGGCCCCAAUAAUUAAACAAUUUACUCCUCCCAGGCCCACAGAGGCUGACAUGGCCACCCUGCCGUCCUCAUCGCUGCCGCCGCCGUCAGAGGAACUUCAGCAGCAGACGAAUCUUGUUCCCGUUGAAGUUACACCAGAAAACUCGUCGCCGUCAGAUCAUCCGUCGCCGUCAGAUCGUCCCUACACUUCCUCAUCCCCUGAAAAAUCGGGCACGUCUCCGGAAAAGGAAUCUGACGGAGAAAUCGGUGCCUCACCUGUGACAGACCUGGGAAGAGUAGGAGUAGGAAGAGACGUGACAGACCAGACCUCCCAGCAGCCUUCCGCUCUCCCACCGCCCUUCCCUCACCCUAAAGGAGGCGAAGACGAGAUCAUCCGAAAGAUGCGCAAGAGUGCAGAAUGGUUGGAGCUGCGGGUGGUGGAACUGACGCCAGGCAUGGUGUACCUCGGCGCCAACUUGGAGGAGGCCACGCAGCUUCUCCACGCCCACGAGGAGGUCCUCACCAAACUUCAGAACAAGCAGAGUCCGGUGGAGGACCUGUUGAACCAGGCCGACCAGCUCAUCUCCACGCAGCAUCCAAGGGCCGAAGUCUACGCCUCCAUGGCCGAAUCGCUCGGCCUUGCCUGGAAGGACCUCAACGCGCAGCUAGAGACGAGGAAGCAGAUACUCGACAUGGGCGUUGCCUUCCACACACGAGCCCAGCAGUACAGCGACAGCAUGGAUGCUGCUGAACGAGCCUACACCGAUAAUGUGAUGCCCAGUGAUGCCGAGGGAGUCAGACAGCUCCUGUCAUCGUUACAUGAUCACAAACGAGCAAUUCUCGAGGCCUCCAUGUAUACCUUGCAAGAGGCACAGGCCCUCUUGGCAAGACUCAGGGGCUUAUCUACCGAGGGCGCCACGCUUGACUCCAGACCUCUUCACAUCAAAACUAAUAUAGAGUUUGCCUGUUCUCAGAUCGAACAUUACCUCGAGUCCCUACACGACCGUCGAAGGUUCCUGGAUGGCCUCUUCUCCGCCAGGAAACACCAUCUAGAACAGUGCCUGGCCCUCUGUAUUCUCUACCAGGAUCUGACAGAAGCAGUGACAGCUCUCAAACAACUGCGGGAUGAGGUCUCACAGCAUCAGGGGCUGGGAGAGUCUCAGAGCAAUGCUGAGAUUCUCUACCAUGAGCACAUCAAGCGAGAAGUUGCUGCUAAGGGGCAGCAAGACAGGUGUAUUAGGCUGCUCAAAACUGCCGAGAACAUGGCUUCAGGGGGACACUACGCCGGCCUGGAGGCUCGCUCCAGGGCCUACUCGGUUCUGGAGGCUGCCACCGCGCUCCACGAGACCUGCGACACACGUACUGCUCUCCUCCAGCAAGCCAUCCUUUUCUUCAGACUGGCUCACACUGCAUUAACAAAGCUGGACCAGGCUGAGGUGCAGGUGGCAGGUCUUGGCGGGGAAGGCUCCCAACGCCUCUCUCUAGUGCUGGGUGUGGUGGAAGAGGCUGUCCAACCCGCACUCACAGAAGGCUAUGCCAUCCUCGAGGUCACUGGUGGCAGAAAUCAGCCACACAAUAUGGGAAUAUCAUUGGUGGUGGAGGAACUGGAGCGUCGUCGUAGUAACUUGUCUUCCAUAUGUGUGUCUUCAACAGAACAGGUUCUCCAGCGCACAGAACUCUCUAAUGCCUUCCUAGAGCAGUAUAAUACUAUUGAAUCUUGGCUGGUUCGCAUUGGUGAUGCCUUUCUGCAAGGACACCAAGAUCCCGGCGGAUCCCUCAGUCUUGCCAAAGACUUCCUUCACCUCCACGAAACACUCAAUCGUGAUGUUAUGGAGAAGAAAAACGAAAUCGAUGCUCUUUCAACUUUCCUCGACAAACUCUUACCCGACUUGUCAGCAGAAGAAGGUAUAGGCUACCAAGAAAAGAUGCACACGCUUCAAGAACACUGGAAUAUUCUAAAGAAGCUCUUAGAUAUUCGCAUUGUAAUUAGUGACAAGUAUGUGAAGUUCCACGAAGAAGCCGAAGCUGUGAAUAAUGCACACGAAGAACUUGAACUACUCCUCAAGGAAGCUAAGGGUGAAGAUCGGGGAGCUGAGGUGGAAGCCAAGUGGGAACAGGUGCAGAAACUGUAUCUUGACCUUUGUAACACAGGGAAGGCAUUCUGCCAAGAUGUCAGAAGUGUAGAGGAUCCCUACCUGGACUCCAACCGUGCUGUGUUGUGCGUAGAGUCUAUACUAGAACACCUGGGCAAAAGACGUCUGGUCAUCACUGACUUGCAUUCCCACUUCCAUAUGAAAAUUACUACAACCAAAGAAAUGAUGAUCUUGUGGAAGACUUACAAAGAAAAUGUCAGUAAGAUGCAGUCUGAAAUGUCUCAAAUGGAAACUGACUUCUGCCCACUCUUAAGAGGAAACCCAGCAGAUCCUGAGGGUAUGGCAAGCACAUUGGAACAGCGACUAAAUAUUUAUGUCUCUGCUGUAAAGAAAACUCAAGAAGAUAUUCAGAACAUGAUGACUAGAGCAGAAGUCAUGUCAUACAAAGGUGAUGAUGAGGGACAACGUGACGAAGUUAUUGGUGCCCUUCUGCAGCUGUACCAGAAUCUACAGAAUAAAGCCACCGAGUAUCAAAUCUUGGGACACAUGCUUAUACAGUGGUGUAGAAACAUUGCUGAGAUCCACCGCUCCUGUGACAAGCUCGAAUCUCAGUUCAGUAAUGUGAGCCUUGAUAUUGGUGGUGUAGAAGGCCAACUUAGAGAACAUGAGGCCUCAAAACAAGCCGUUUUGGAACUAAUGAAGUUUGCCCAAAAUGAAGCUGAUUCUAUUGUGUCCAAGAUUAGAGAUCAGUGUCCCCCUGAGGCUGGUGCCCAAGAUAUGGCUGUAAUUGAGGAGAUGCUGAAGAGACGGAGUAAAGAGUUUGAUAUGGUGUGGCUUCAGCACCAGAACAUGCUAGAGAGACAACUGAGACGGUCACAGUACCAUGUUGACCUCCAGGUGAUCAGUGAUCAGCUACGUGAUCUGAGUGAGCAGCUCAGUCGUAUGCGAGGUCAUUAUGGCGACUCGUUGGCGGCAGCCACUAAUAUGCAGGGUGCAUUCAAUCAGUUCCUAAUUACCGUUGAUAUGCUAGAAAACCGUAUUCAUACAUUUGUUACUACAACGACAAAGAUGUUGGGGCCAGAAGAUGACUCGGGAGAAGUACAGGAAGAUUUGGCAGAGCUGGAGAAAAAGUGGUCUACUUUCCAAAUGCAAGUUGGACAAUCCAAAAAGUCAAUUGAGCUUUCUAUUGUCUUUUACAAGCUUGUUGAAGAAGCAGAAGACUGGGUCAAACAGGGUAGUAAGAUUCUAGUAGAUAUAGCCGGUGAAUCGGCAAACAUCCAAACUCCAGACCAGGCAGAAAAGUUAAGAUCCUGCAUUGAGCAUUUCCUUCAGCCUGGUGAAGAAGCCCAGCAAGAAAGAAUUACAAAAAUAUCUUCUCUAGCUUUACAACUUUAUGGUGGCCAACCACCUAGACAGGUUGAAGUUGUGAAUCAUCAAAAUACCCAAAUAAUAGACAGUUUUACAGUUAUCACUCGCAACCUUAUCAUCAUGGAAGAGAACUUGAGAGCUGCUGAGGAACAUAGAGAAAACCAAAAGAGGGAGAAAGAAGAACUAGCAGCUUCCCUUGCAGCAGCACAAGCGGAAGCAGAAGCAGCAAGAUUAGCAGCUAUGGCUGCAGAAGAGGCCAGGAAGGCAGCUGAAGAGGUAGCAAAAACCCUGGCCAUACCUAUAGAGCCAAUAGUUCCACAAAAGGUUGAAACAGAAAUGCAGACAGAAGCUAUUCCUUUGUCUGAUGAGGAGGAGCCAAGCAAACAGGAAGACACACCACCACUCAAAAAGGCUAAACUGAUUGAUGAUGAACCGCAGCCAAUGCCACCUAUAUUCCUCACACCGCUUGUUGGAGCAACAGUGACGGAAGGAGUCAAGUUUAGCUUCGAAUGCAAGGUAUUGGGUAUGCCAAUGCCAGAAGUUGAGUGGCAGAAAGACAACAUGAGUAUCACAACCAAUCCCGACUACAAAACAAGCUUUGAAGAAGGUAUUUGUACUCUUACAAUUGAAGAAACAUUCACUGAGGAUUCAGCCCUGUUUACUUGCAAAGCUGUAAAUGCCGCAGGCAUAGCUGAGACUUCAGCAGUGCUAACGGUUAAGGAAGCCGAACCUGUAGAGGUGCUGUCACCACCAUCAUUUACAAAGAGACUCAUUGACAGCACAGCACAGGAAGGUUCCACAUUCCAGUUGGAGGCCACUGUUGAUGGUCAUCCACUUCCCGUUGUCUCCUGGGCUAAGGAUGGAAACUGCAUUGAUGAAUCUCCUGAUUAUGUUAUUACCUUUAACAAUGGUGAAUGUGUGCUUAGGUUUGAAGAAGUGUUUUUGGAAGAUAAGGCUGAAUAUUCUUGCAAAGCCACUAAUGACCUUGGUGAAGAUGUUACUAAAGCCAAGCUCUCGGUGACUGCUGUUGAAGUAACCGAACGACCCAAAUUUACAAUGCCAUUAAGUAAUGUGAUGGCACGGGCAGGGCAGAAGUUCAAGUUGGAAUGCCACGUGACAGGCAUGCCGAGCCCUACUGUUACUUGGUUCCAUAAUACCAAACCAGUAAAAGAAACUCCAGAUUGCAAGAUAACCUUUGAUGGUUGCAUUGCCACCCUGGUUAUGUCAGAGGCAUUCCCUAAAAAUGCUGGAACAUAUACUGUCGUGGCCAAGAAUUCGGCCGGGGAAGGACAGUGUUCUGCCAACGUCUCGGUGAAGGGCCGCAUUCCAACAGAGACGAGUGACUCUGAGGUCACUUCAGAUAUAGAUGUGGAACCUGUGAAGCCCACUGUGCAGCUUUCCCUCAAGGACACUAAUGUCAAGGAGGGCAGGAGUGCCAGGCUUGAUUGUGUCAUUAUUGGCCAACCAGAACCAGAGGUGAUAUGGUAUCAUGAUGAUAAACCUGUUAAGGAAUCCAAUGACUUUAAGCUACUAUUCCAUGGGGAUCGGUGUUCACUCAUUAUUCAGGAAGCAUUCCUUGAAGAUGCUGGUAUAUACAGAGUUGUUGCUAUGAACUCGGCUGGUGAAGCAUCAACGGCAUGUUUCCUUAAUGUUGAACCUAUCCCAGAGCCAACUCCACCUCCAACAAUAGAACCUCCUGCAGUAGCACCCAGGUUUUCCAUGUUACUGGCUGACAAUCAUGUUACUGAAGGGAAUCCUGUUACUCUACGUGCUACAGUGACAGGUCAACCGAAGCCUACAAUUGCAUGGUUCAGAGAGAACAUGCCACUGAUUCCUGAUGAGGAGUUACAGAUUCAUGAGAGCUCUGAUGGCACUGUGAGUGCAACAAUCCAUGCUGCAUCCCUUGAUCACACUGGCCAGUAUGAAAUUGUAGCCUCAAACACUGCUGGAACAGCCAAGUGUGUAGCAUAUCUAAGCAUUGAACCACGUUUGCCCACACCCCCAGCUGCAGAAAACACAGAACCCCCAGUGUUCACCAAACUUAUUACUGACACCACAGUCACAUCUGGAGGCAGUGUUAAGUUUGAAGCUGAGGUUCAGGGGCUGCCUACGCCCACGGUACACUGGACGUUAAAUGAUUGCCCCAUCACGGGUCAAGAGUAUCUGCGUGGCCAUAUGCAGUAUGUGUUGGGAAGCAGUGGAAACACACACACCUUGGAGCUUCCCACCACCUCUGUGAUGCAGGCUGGUAGAGUCGCUGUUAUUGCAGAGAACUCGGUAGGGAAGGCUGUGUCUGCUGCCGCACUCAACAUUGUUGGUGCCAUGGCGGCUCCGAGGCGGGGCCCACCCGGCCGCACAGAACCUCCAGUGUCUGAAGUUCCAUCAAUCAUGCCUGUGGUACAUCAAACAACGAGGGAGGAGAGCCAUGUUACCUCCAGCUCGUCAUCUACCACCAUGUUCCAGAAAAGCACCAUCAUGGAGACUAGUCAUGUCACAAAAGUGGUCUCCUCUGAUGGUGCUGCUGAUGAGAAGAAGCACAGCAUGUCUGCCACUUCCACUUCUCAUGUGAAGACAGCUACAGGCCAGCCAACUGUUGAGGUCCAUGGUGCCCACUUGCAAGAGAUGAGGCAGGAGGGAGGUGCCCCACCAAUAGUCAGUGAUAAGAUGAGUCUGGUAAAAAGGGAAGGGGAAGUAAUCACUCAUCACAUCAGCCAAGAUUCUGGCACUACUGCAAUCUUGCCUCCUGCCAAGAAAAUAGUUAUAUCUAAGAAGAAGUCAAUGCCAGCAAGAUUUGUUGCUCCUCUUCAAGGUGUCAUUACCAAGGAAGGUGACCAAAUCAUAUUGGAAUGUCUCAUUGAUGGUCACCCAGACCCAGUAGUGACCUGGACCCAUAACGGUGGACCACUUAGCAAUGAAGCUCAAGUGAAGACACACCUUAACAAGACAACUGUGAUCAUUCCAAGAGUGAGCCAGAAGCAUUCUGGACACUACACCUGUCUCAUAGAGAACGAAACUGGCUCGGCUCAAUGUACCUGUGAUGUCAUCGUUAAGAAGACUCAGUUUCCACCUGUGAUUUCAAAAAGGCUGCAGCCUGCUGUGGUGGGUGUGAAUGAACGUCUCCAUUUAGAGAUUGAUGUUACUGGUACCCCUUCACCACAAGUGUCAUGGACAAAGGAUGGCCAACCACUUAGUGCCAAUGAACAUAUUGCUUUGAAAUCAGAGGGUACUAGGCACUUGCUAAUAAUUCAACAAGCCGAGCCAGGAGAUUCUGGAAGGUAUGGUGUUAUUGCAUCCAAUCCCGCUGGUCGUGCCGAGUCUUUGGCUGAUGUCAUGGUAACUCAGCUAAUUCUUGAUAAGGCUCCUCCCACACACAGAAUGCUGUUCACAGAUGUAACUGAUGAAGCUAAGCGGAAUAUCGAAUCUGUUGAAGAAGGGCAUGUGAAAACUAUAAAACGAGCUAUAGAGGAAGUUGCAGUAGAAGCGCCAGCUUCCACUUCUCCAUUAAAGAUCCUUAAGGCUCCUCAUCCUAAGCCUUAUUUUGAAUCACCCACUACCACACAGGUCCAACCAUCUCCUCCCAGCAUUCCACAAACCCCUCCCGAGCCAAUGAGUGAAGAGGAACUGGAGAUUAAGCGAGCUCCUGGGAAACUGAAAAAGGCAUGGCCACCACCACCUUCUGAUGAUGAAGCAGAUCGCAUCCCAAAAAUUGACACAAGUGUAGAGAUAAUGUCUCAUAAUGUGUCUUCCAUUAUUUCAUCAUUUUCAGCCUCAAGUGAAGUGCAAUCCUAUACAAUCCCUCCAAAGCAACCCUCAAAACCUAAACCCCCUCCCAGGCUUCCUGAGGAGCCAUAUAUUGAGCUUCAGCCAGAACCAGCACCAGAAUAUGGCUAUAUACCAGUCUCAGAACCCAUGGUGGUAGAAGAGCCAGAGUUAGGACAAGAAACUGCCCCUGUAAGCCAACCAGAUACAUGCAUUGUCCCAUCAUUAGAGCCAGUGCUGGUACCUGAACCAGAACCUGAGUAUCAUGUUGCCCCAUUUCCUAAGCCUACACAUGUUGUACUUGAGCCUGAACCUGAGCCUGCAUAUGUUGCAUUUGAGCCUGAACCUACACACAUUGCACUUGAGCCUGAGCCUGCACAUGUUGCACCAUUGCCUGAGCAACACUUUGAAUCUCUUUCUCCUUAUGAAUCAUAUAAGGUAAAAGAUGUGAAAAUAAUUGAACGCUUUGAGUCUGGAGCUCAGCUAAGGCAAGAAUACAAGAGAGUAUCUGCUCCUAUCUCGGAGACGUACAAGAUUUUAUCUCCCGUUCCCGAGGUUGUACCUGAACCUGUCCCAACGCCAGAGCCACCCAGAGUCCCGACGCCAGAGCCACCCAGGGUCCCGACGCCAGAGCCACCCAGGGUCCCGACGCCAGAGCCACCCAGGGUCCCGACGCCAGAGCCACCCAGAGUCCCGACGCCAGAGCCACCCAGAGUCCCGACGCCAGAGCCACCCAGAAUCCCGACGCCAGAGCCACCCAAAAUCCCGACACCAGAGCCACCAAGAAUCCCAACGCCAGAGCCACCAAGAAUCCCAACGCCAGAGCCACCCAGAAUCCCAACGCCAGAGCCACCCAAAAUCCCGACACCAGAGCCACCAAGAAUCCCAACGCCAGAGCCACCAAGAAUCCCAACGCCAGAGCCACCAAGAAUCCCAACGCCAGAGCCACCAAGAAUCCCAACGCCAGAGCCACCAAGAAUCCCAACACCAGAGCCACCCAGAAUCCCAACACCAGAGCCACCAAGAAUCCCAACACCAGAGCCACCAAGAAUCCCAACGCCAGAGCCACCCAAAGUCCCGACACCAGAGCCACCAAGAAUCCCAACACCAGAGCCACCCAGAAUCCCAACGCCUGUUCCAGUUGUAGAACAAAUUACUGAAGAACAUAUUCCCUCUGAUUAUGAACCUAAAACAGAAAGAGAGGUUAAAACAGAGUCAAGUAUAAUAGAAACCAGUUUUUAUGAAUCAAAAAGAUCUUUAUCUAAAAGCAGUUUUUCAACAGUUGAGACCAAAGUAUUCACAACUGGAGUAACAAGUCCUCCACCUGAGCAGGUUGUUGAUUCUAUCAACCAUGUUACAAGUGUUGAAGAUAUUAUUCUGCAGCCAAUUGAACCCAAACAAACAGUCAAGAUUUGUGCUGUACCUGAAUAUAUUAUUCCUGAAUCUAGUGUGGAACCUUUGCCCCCACAUGCAUCUGACACAGAACCAAGAGAUCUAGAAUCUUCUACAGAAGAUGCUUUGCUGCAGUAUUUUGUCCCAGAAAGUGAGCAAGUUAUUGAAUUCAUUCCUUCUCCUCAACCAGUGCCAAAUGAGCCAAGUCCAGAACGUGAGGAAUUCAAUUCAAACAUGAUAUCUCAGAUGUCGUCGUCUUCUAUAAGCAGAGAAAUGAAAACAAUGUUUGUCGCUUCGUCAAAUGUACAGACAAAAAUGUUCUCCCCUGUACUCCCACCAGAAACAGUAGGGCUAACUAUGCAAGAGACUAGAAAACUAGAGCGUCAACCUCUUCAACCACUUGUAAUGCCAGAUUCUAAACACCCUGAGCAAGCAAGUAAUGAAGAACCUGUUAAGCCUCCAAAACCUCCAGAGCGUGAUGAGGUAAAAGAACAGAAGAAACCAAAAAAGAAACGCGAGUCUGUUAUUCAACUUGCAAAACGGCUGGAAGAAACAAUUGUUCCAAUGUCCCCAGAUGAGGUACCAGGUGGUAUUAGAAUGUUUCCAAGUCCUAAGCAACCUUCCACUCCAGUUCGUGAUGUGCCUACCCCAACUCGAGAGACUGAGGAUAAAAUAUUUGGAGACAUUAAAUCUGAAAAAUUCCCUGAACUUGAACCUUUCCCCUUCACUGUGGAAGAAAAGCCAAGGAAAGAACGACCGCGUAGUUUACCUCCUCCUGUGCCACGGAAAUUUAUUCCUGGUUCCUUUACUGAUAGUGAGUAUGAGAGCGAUAUGGAAACUGAGCAUAGAAUUCAACUUAAGAAAAUAAAAUUUGAAGUGCAAGAACCAUCAUCACGUCCAGCUUCCACUGGACAAGAUGUUCUUCCUCCGUCAGCUUUUGACACUCCACCAAUUUUUGAAGGUGGUAUGAGACCCGAAAUCCUGAAAAAGGAGGAAGUAGCUAAAAAAGAACCAAAAUCUAUUACACCGAAGAAAAAGACCAAAAUUGUGGAAAAGUUUUUGGCCUCUGCAGGUAAAAGUGCUGAACAAGAGAUAGUAAAGCCUGUUCCAAAGAAGCCUACAAAGAAGGAUACAAUACCCCCAACAACAACAGAAGUGUCUGAUAAAAUUGCACAACCUCAGCUAAUAGAACAUGUGAAGUCUUCUCCAAAAAUACCGGAGUUGACAGAUAUUGAUUUGGAACAUGUGAGAGCACCAGGGAAGUUGGUUAAGUCCUGGCCUCCACAACCAGACACACAAUCAAUGCAGUCAGUACACACUGAUAGAGAGUUUGUUACUCAGAAACAGUCAUCCUCAGUGUCUUCUUUCUCUGAAACCAAGACUCAUACAACUUCUGUGAGUUAUGAAACAAAAGAAUCACAAAUUUUAAAACAUUCAGAACAAACUAUUAUUCCUGUUGUAGCCCCUAAACCUGCACCUGUUUAUGUCCAUAAAUCAGAACCUACACCUAGCUACAUUCCUCAAUCAAAGCCUGCACCAGAUUAUGUUCUUCAGCCAGAGCCUGCACCAGAAUAUGUUCUUCAACCAGAGCCUGCACCAGAUUAUGUUCUUCAACCAGAGCCUGCACCAGAUUAUGUUCUUCAACCAGCGCCUGCACCAGAUUAUGUUCUUCAACCAGAGCCUGCACCAGAUUAUGUUCUUCAACCAGAGCCUGCACCAGAUUAUGUUCUUCAACCAGCGCCUGCACCAGAUUAUGUUCUUCAACCAGAGCCUGCACCAGAUUAUGUUCUUCAACCAGAGCCUGCACCAGAUUAUGUUCUUCAACCAGAGCCUGCACCAGAUUAUGUUCUUCAACCAGAGCCUGCACCAGAUUAUGUUCUUCAACCAGAGCCUGCACCAGAUUAUGUUCUUCAACCAGAGCCUGCACCAGAUUAUGCUCUUCAACCAGAACCUGCUGCUGAAUAUGUUACAGAACCAGAACCAUUCCUUGUAUCACCUCUCGAACCUUCAGUUGAUUUUGCUCCUGCGUCUGGUUUCAGAUCGGUAAGAGCACCCAUGCCAAAGAGUUCCAAAAUAAAGUCAUCUCCUGCGCCACCACCACCAUUUGACUUGCCCCCUCCACAAAUAUUAGCAGAUUCAAAAUCAAAAUCAGUUUUAUCUGAAGAAAAACCAACCCCAGUAAUAAAAGCUGCACCCAAAUCAGCAGCCAUACAUGAGAAGAAACCUAUAACUAAACCCACUAUCAAACCUGUUAAGAAACCUGAGCCCCCAUCUCAGUCUGUUUCAAGGCCCACAUGGGUUAGUAAAAAGGUUUCUGCUUGGACUUCGAGUUCUCAUGAUGUAACUUCAAAUGCUGUUUCCACACUGAAAACACGUUCUCAAUCUGCAGAACGACCUCGUGUAUCAGAGUCGACAACGCUUCCUGCAAGGCCACACGAAGCCCCACCUGCAAUAUAUUGGUCAAGCAAUAUCACACUUCAAGAAAAAAGAAUGUCAUGGCCUCAGACAGUUCCUCAAGUGAAAACAGCCACAUCUGCUACAAUUCAUGAAUCAAGUUCAGUGACAUCUAAACAAGAAAUGAUUAAAAUGUCACAACAGAUGUCAAAGACCUCAGUAAAGAAAGAGGUUAAGAAAGAGACAACUGUACAGGGUAGUAAAUUGAAUACUGGAAAAGCAGUGCCUGAGAGACCUGUAACAGCAGGGCCCAAAAAAAUUGUACCUUCUGUGCAGAGACCGGUUCCACCAUCUGUUCAAGAACAAAAUAUUCAAUCAAAGAGGGAUGUCUUUGUAAAAUCAUCUGCUCCUUCCAGAGAGAGUUCUGCUGUGCCUCCAAUUAUACAACUUCCUCCACUAGAACCAUUCCCCUUUGAAGUACAAGCAGAGAAGCAGAAGCAGCCUAGAGGAAAGGCACCACCUAUGCCUACAAAAUUUGUCCCUGGUUCAUUCACAGAGAGUGAGUACGAAAGUGAUUAUGAAUCAGUACCAGGAAGUUUUUCCAGAUUAUAUAUGAGUGAUAGUGAGGCAACAGGUUAUAGACCACUGAAUAUUAAAAUGAAGAAGGGGAGAACUAAGAAACCAAAGCAACCUUCCCCACCACCGCCAACAUCAUUUGGCCCUCCACCACCUUUUGAAGUCAAGCUUAUGCCAUUAAGUUUGUGUUUCUCAGAUGUAGAUUCUGAUAUUCCAACUUCAAGGGAGAGUACGCCUGUUCCCAAGCCAAUAAUAAGUCACAGUAAACAUAUAAUACAAUCGACAAAAUCUUUAGCUUCCCAGAUAACCCCAGAAAAUAAACCCGUAAAACAAAUGCCAAGAUUUAUUCAGCAGAAAACUCCUGUUGUGACUCCGGCUCCAGCGCACAAGAUUACUCCCAUCACUCCAACUAAACCAACCCCAGCUGUUGCCCCCAAAGUGGCGCCUGUACCAUUACAGAAAACAGUUACAACACCGAGCAUUUUGAAGGAACCACCAGCAAUACAGAUGACUAAAGGUGUUUCAUCAGCAUCUUCUGAAAUGAGUACUAAGACUGAAAUUCAGCAUCUAAGUUCAGAGAAGUAUGUUCAAAUUACAGAAAAGAAAGAAAGAGGAGUAAAGGGUAUGAAGAAAAUGUUUGAGGGUAGUGGCCCAGCUCCUGUACCACAAGGUGUCAUAGCAUCCCCACACAUUUCAGUCCCAUCUACUAUUGGGAUAAAGCCAACUCCAAUGUCACCCAUUGGUGUUAAACCCACUCCAGCACCAAGUACUGCACCAGUAUCCCAACCAAUUGAAGCUCCUGUAAGAUAUAUCCCGGUUACAAAUGAAACUGAUGGUGCAGAGAAAUCUACAAGUUCAAACAACACAAAACCAAAGCCUUCUUCACCAAAAUCAAGAAAGAAGAUAGAUAAUCCACAAAUGGCAGCUCAAGAAUUAGAAGAAAGUGGUUACACUGCAGAUACUGAAGGAACUCUCCCUCGUCGCAAUGUUAAGACCAGCCAGUCUGCGAGCUCAUCUAACUUUAGUUCAUUUUCCAAAAGUGAAAGUUUUAUGUCUUCAUCAUUCUCGAAAACUGAAAGUAAAAGCUUCACAAGUUCUGAGUUUGGACAAGUAGAACCUCCAUUUCCUUCUAGCUUUGGCAUCCCUGCAAGUGGUGGCUUGCCUCAUAAAAGUAGCUUCCCCUCAGGCUCCUUUCCCUUCCCUUCCACCCCAACUUCUUCAGUAGACCAGACCUCGCACUUCUCCAGUUCGUUCAAGUCGUCAGAAAGUAAAUCUUCCCAGAUGUUUACUAGCAGGUCGGAGGAAGUUCACGAAGAAAAGCGGGGUGGUGAAGGCCCAAAGACGACAAAGCCAAAACCGGCACCACCUCCACAGCAAGAAAAGAAACCCAGAUUUGAGGAGUUCAGGAAAGAGACAAGAGGGAAGCCAGGAACAUCAAGCCCCUACUCAGAAGACACUUAUUAUGCCAUGAAGGAUGAAAGUGAUGUUGCAACAGAUACAGGCAGAACCCAAAAGAAGGUUGAAAUUAAGAGUGAAACACAUGUAGAAUUCAUGUCUGAUAAAAAAGUUGAGGUGUUUGAAAGCACAAGUAUGGAUGUUUCUCCGCAUCCAUCCAAAAAACAGACAAUUAAAGUAGAACAGAAAAUGGACAGAAAAGCAACUGAGGUACCAAAAAUUGAGGCACAGCAAAUUUCAAAACCUUUCAAGCCAUUAAAAGAAACUAAAAAAACUGUGUCUCAAGAUUUAACUAUGAAAAAGUCAGACACUACAUUCAAAAUAGAUAAGCAUGUUAAAGAAACAACAAAAUCAAGUGAAAUUAAAAAGUUUGUGGACAAGUCUAAAACAGAAGAAAAAUUAUUAAAUUUUCAGCCAGUUUCCGAGCCCAAAGCAAAGCAAAUAAGGUUGCAACCUGAAAAAUCUGCAAAGGUCCCAGAAAUUCAGCCUCUUAAAUCUACAGGACUUGUAAAACAAGCUGUCACUCGGCAAGAGAGAGAGAGAGAAGAGCUUGAUUUGAAACCUUUUCCAUUCAAAGUUGAACCUGAUAUGCCCAAGAAGUCAAGAGGAGCCCCACCACCUCAACCAAGCAAGUUUAUAAAGGUCGAAUUCCACGAAAGUGACUAUGACAGUGAUUAUGAGGGCCGUAUUCCACCUAAAUGGAAACCAUCAGACAGUGAUGCUGAAGAUCAAAGCUAUGGAAGGAUCAAAGCACCAAUUAGUACACCAAAAAUUACUCGCCUUCAUGUAAGAGAACCAACCCCUCCUACAGCCUUUGAUGAACCUCCAAAGUUUGAAGGACCACCAAGGCCAAAAGUUGAUUUUCCUGAGUCUGAAACUGAACCUGAGCGAGAGGUUUCGCCAGAAAUAAUUAUUCCAGAAAAAAUUGAGAAAAUAAGAAAACCAGAACCGCCACCAAUAGUUCCAAAAGAACCAAAAAUUUUUAAAUCGCAACCACAGAAAAGAGAGCCUCCUCGAAAAAGAUCACCAUCACCAGUUUUGAAGCCCGGAUCACCACCCAUAGAAGAUUAUGUGCCACCACGGCCCCAGACAGCACCAUUUUCUAAUGCCAUUGGUGUAGAGUCAACCAAAAUCACAAAAAUAGCAGAUUCUAGUAAACAUCACCAGAGAUUUUUAACCAUGCAACAGACUACACGUGUAAUCAAGUUUACUGAUGCACGCUCAGCAUCUACAACAGUUAGUACAGCAGAAAAAACUCAGGAGUCAAAAGCAAGACCUUUGCCGAGAGAGGAACCUAAGCCAAAGCCUCUUCCACCUCUGGAGCCUUUCCCUUUUGCCCCUGAGCCAGAGAAAGCAAAGAAAGAGAGAGGUGCUCCACCACCUAAGCCUAAGAAGUUUCAGAAAGGUGAGUUUACUGAAAGUGAUUAUGAAAGUGAUUAUGAAGGUCCCAUCAAACCAAAAUGGCAGCCAACUGACAGUGAUGCAGAUGAUAUAAGCUAUAACAAGGUGAAACCAUGCCUUCGGUCAGACAGAACACCUUCAAAGGCCAGAGAGCGAACACCCACUCCUCCUACAAUCUUUGACACUCCUCCGGAAAGUGGAGGACCAUGGAGACCAAUUAUUAAGCCUUCUGAAAUAGUUAUUCUAAAGGAGCCCAGCCCUGAAGUUUUCAUCCCUAAAGAACUACCCAAGAAAAUUGAACCACCAAAGAAAAUCACAGUAAAAGUGCCAAAACAAAUUUUGAAACCUGUGGAGAGGCCAUUGUCUCCUCCUCUCCCAUCACCAGGGCCUACUCCAGAAGAAGGUAUAAUUGUGCAAGAAACUCGGUAUGUUGUAGAUAAAGUAGAUCUCCAGUCAAGAAUAAAACCUCCUGCCCUGAAAGAAAUUCAGACAUACGAAAUUAAGCCCUACACAAAGAUAACUGAAAGAACAGAGAAGACUAUAACAAACUUGAAAUUAGAAGAGGAGCUACGAAUAAGGAAAGAAAAGAAGGAAACAAAAAAGACCAUUAUCACAGAAUCUGAACAGGUUCCAGCACACCCUAAACCACCAGCGAAAUUUGAACAAACUGUAGAAAAUGAAAAGUUUCUGGAUCUGGAACCAUUCCCAUUUGAACCAGAUAAAGGCAAACCCAAACGGGAUAGGGGACCACCACCUCCAAAGCCUAAAAAGUUUAUUAAAGGAGAGUUUAGAGAAAGUGACUAUGAUAGUGAUUAUGAGAGUAGAGUUCGGCCCAAGUGGAAACCACCCGAGAGUGAUGCAGAAGACCCAGAAUAUACACCAGUUAGACCACCCCCACCCGCAGAAAGGCAUUUUUCCAAGAGCAAGGAACGUACUCCCACACCACCUUCAAAGUUUGAAGUUCCUCCUGCAUCAGGAGGACCCUUGCGCCCAACAAUUGAUCCUCUUGAUAUUCUUGAAGUGGAUGUAAAAGAGCCAUCACCUGAAAUUAUCAUACCCAAAGUAAAGGAGAAGCCUAUAUCAAAAAUUUCAAAGAUAACACCAAAGGCACCUGCAUUAAAACCGAAGGAACCGGAACCACAUAUAUCCAAGAUACCUUCUCCUCCUCUACCUGAACCUGGGCCUCGACCAGAAAUUGGCUAUAUUCAAGCUAAAGCUCCCAAAAUAGAAGAGAAGGAAGAUGUUCAUAUUAAAAUGAUAAAGAAAAAGAUAGAAGCUAAAAAGGGCUUUCAGAUUGAUAUUGAUAUUACAGAUAUAUAUGACUUUGUUUCUGAAUCAGAUCAUGAGAGAGUUGAUACAGAACAUAGCCAAACUAAACCAUUUCCUCAAUUAGUACCAUUUCCUUAUGAACCUGAUCCUAAUAGACCUAAACGGCAGCGAGGUCCACCACCACCUCAGCCAAAAAAAUUCAUGAAAGGAGAAUUCAGAGGUAGUGACUAUGAGAGUGACUAUGAAGCACCAAUUGCUCCUAAGUGGGUUCCUCCUGACAGUGAGGGGGAAGAGCAUGUUUAUCGGCGCGUUGCUCCUCCUGCUGGGGAGAUAGGGAAACAGCGAAGUGAAUCAUCUGGCAGGGACCCUUCACCUCCAUCCAAGUUCGACCAGCCACCUCAUUUUGAAGGACCACCUCGCCCAGUUAUGGACCUCUCGGAUCUACCAAGAAGAGAAAGAAGAGAGUCCUUAGAAGAGUAUUCUAUCCCUAGGUUCCCAAAGGUGGAGUUUAAGCCCUUUGAUCUAGAGGAGGAUGCUGCUGUUCAUCCUCAAGGCACCAUCACAACAGACACAGAGACUGAAACAGAAUCACAUACCAAAGAAAGCAUUGACAGAAGAUAUGUUAAAUCAGCUCAAAAAACAGUAAGUCACCAGUUUGAGGACAUGACUCAGACAUUCCGUCAUAAAGCACAAAAAUUUGCUGAGCAGUUAGUGACAGAGGUAUUUGCUGCCAGGGAGGGCUCAGUGCCAGCUGAGCCAGCAGGUGAACCCCCAUCACUACCUGAGGAGUUGAGGACCCAUUCUCUCUCACCAGACUCCACUGCAGUGCCUUCAUCUACCACAGCUGCUCAUGAGGCUUUGUCUCCUUCUCUUCAGGAACCUCAGGCAUACAGAGAUGAAUCCAGGGUCUCGGAAUUUGGCACGAAACAUAUUGACCCAGACACAGGUCUUAUCUACUUCAAAUAUGACUUUGGCUAUGAAUUUGGUGUAAUCCUUCCUGGAGAGGCAAAGAAGGUGGAGAAAACAAAGCAAGUAAAUGGAGAUCAUAGUUCUGACAUCCAAAUUCCUGUCAUUCAUGAAAAAACUGAUUCUUCUAUCAAAACUCAAAAAGAUGUUUCUAAGACUAAUGGCCAUGUCCAUUAUUUGGAAACCACUGGCCCUCAAGACUCACAAACCAUAUUAACGGAAGACUCUACAUCACCGAAAGGCAGUUCUACCCAGGGUCGCAAAACAGAUCACAUUUCUCCUCAACCAUCACUGCAGUCGGACAUCUCUGAAACAGACCGUGAGUAUCAGCAGUAUAUGGGCAAGAUGGUUCCUGAAUUUGUACCAAAGAAGCAAGCCCAGUUUCGUCCCAUCUCUGGUGACCCAUAUUCAGACAGUGAAGCAGAGUCAGAUCACCCCAGUCCAUCCAAGAUUGCCGAUUCGAGUCCUGGUAGUCAUGUGGGGCCAAAGAGGUUUGUACCUCUGGUCCCUGGUGCAGCUGUUCAGCCCAAGCCUCUUACUUUUCAAGGGUCCCCAACGGAUGCACUCGACACAACAGAACUGGGAGUACUUGGAUCCCCUCUCAGCGCUACUCCCCCUUCCACGCCUUCCACACCUCAUUCUGGUCCCCUAACACAGCCCACACGACCACCUUAUUACAUAAUGCCACUGCGCGACCUGGCCAUCGUGGCGGGAGAGGCACUGCGUCUAGAGUGCGUGGUGCAGGCGGACCCGCCCGUCCAGGUGACAUGGUCCAAAGGGGGCAUCAUCCUCCAGGAUGGGCCAGACUACCAGAUAAUCUACAGAAACGGUGUUUGUAGACUCAUCAUUCCCCAGGUCUUCCCAGAGGAUGAAGGAGUGUUCACCUGCACUGCUGUCAAUCUACUUGGGAUGGACUCCACUAGUGCGACUGUCUGCAUCACAGAUGAGGUCAUGACCUGCUGUCCCUUGCCACUCCUCCCAGUUCAGCAGGGUGUCCAGCGGGUUCAGGGCCCCACACAGAUAAUGUCCGUGGGCCUGCCGCCGGGCGCGUCCCCGCCGGUGUUCGAACAGAUCUUCCGCAAUGCUCGCUUCGCCCAAGGCGGUGACGCCAUGUUCGAGGGGAAGGUCACGGGCAAUCCCAAACCCACAGUCACCUGGACCCGCAAGGGUGCACAGAUCGCCUCCGGUAAUAAAUACCAGGUGACCCACAACGAAACGACAGGUGUAGUGACCUUACACAUUACCGCCAUCGGCCCCGGCGACGAGGGAGAGUACACCUGCACCGCCGCCAACCAGUACGGCGAGGCCAUAUGCACGGUUUACAUCCAGCCCGAGGCGGCCUUCAUGAUGCAGCAACAGCGCCAGCAGCAGCAGUCUAUGUCACAACAAAGCAAGUCCAUUAUGCAGCAGCAACAUAUGUCGCAGCAAUCAUUUUCUCAGCAGCAGCAGCAGCAACAUAUGAUGUCGGUGCAAAAUGGACUCAUGGAAUCCUUCCGUGUGGACACCUUCGAGUACCGGCUGCUUCACGAGGUGGAGUUCCGUCAGUCGCUGACCACGCGGCUGGCGGGGGAGGUGGAGUUGGAGGUCGGAGCUAUCCAGGGCCCUCCCCAGGCGCCUCAGCUCCAGCAGAAGCCCCGCUCCACCAAGGUCUCCGAUGGAGGCAACGCCACUUUCACCGUCAGCGUCAGCGGCCACCCGUCGCCUAGGGUUGUUUGGUUCAAGAACGGAAUACGUCUUCAGGCCAGUGAUAAGUACCUGAUGACCCAGUCUGCCGGACAAGUAACCCUGGUGGUGAAGCAGGUGAACUCCAUGGACAAUGGCUUCUACACCAUGCUGGCGGAGAACAACUCGGGCUGCACCGUCGCCUCCGCCCAGCUGGCCGUCGUGCCCCGGGGCGAGAUCACUAAUGGCGUCCCCGUUCCUGAGAUCAUCCGCCCCGAUAGGAUGGAGCAGCAGCAGGCUCCCCACGAGGCGGUGGAACCAGACACGGGAGACGACACCAGCAAGUCGAUGGAGCCCAAGUUUGUCCGCGGCCCCACCGACCGCGAAGUGCAGGAGGGCAGGAUGGUGCGCUUCGAUGCUCGCGUCUCUGGCAGACCUUAUCCAGAGGUGGCGUGGUAUAUUAACGGCGUACUGGUAGUGGACGACGCCACCCACAAGGUGCUGGUGAACGAGGCGGGCAACCACUCCCUCAUGAUCAACAGGGCCUCCCUCAAGGACACCGGCGUCAUCACCUGCGUCGCCAGGAACAAGACGGGAGAGGCCACAUUCCAGUGUCAGCUGAACGUUCUGGAGAUGCAGCAGAUGGUGUCCCCCAAGUUCGUGGAGCGGUUCCAGCAGUGCUCGGUGUCUGAGGGGGAGACAGUGGUGCUCCAGUGCCGCGCCGUCGGCACCCCCACGCCUGUCCUCUCAUGGCAGAAGGACGGCGUCUCCGUCGAGAAUACACAAAAUGUUAUGGUGCAGUACGACCAGAACGGAGCGUCGUGCUUGCAGAUCCUGAGUGCUGGCGCCGCAGACGCCGGCUGGUAUCAGUGCAACGCCCAGAACGCCGCCGGAUCCACAGCAACCCGCGCCCGCCUGCACGUCAAGACCCCUGCGGCUCCAGCACCUUCAGCACCCUUCCGCCCUCACUUCCCCAAGCCUACUAAGAUUAUCGAACCCGAGCCUGAACCCGAGCCCGAACUCAUCAUCCUGCGUCCCGUGGAGCGGGCUCACCACGUCCCCAAGGCCCCUGAGGAGGAGCAGACCGAACCCCCUAAGUUUACACAUCCCCUGAGGGAUAUCGAUAUUGUCGAGGGUACUCGUGCCCAUUUCGAAGCUAAGGUGAUUCCCGUCGGUGAUGCCACGAUGAAUAUUGAAUGGCUCAUCGACGGGAGACCUAUCUCUGCCAGUUCCCGUGCAACUGUGACUUACCGUUUCGGCUUCGUAGCCCUGGAUAUCCUUAAUGUUAUCAACGCGGACGCCGGCGUCUACACCUGCCGCGCCACCAACGUCAAGGGCCAGGCCGAAACCUCUGCCAACCUUCGGGUAACAGAGCGGCCAUUGAUUGAGAGCCAGACUCAGCAUCCGGAGGCUCUGGAGCAAAUCGGCUACUUGGAGGACCACGCUCGCUACCAGCGCACCGUCUCCGUCGACGAGACCUCCAAUAUCAAGCCCAGCUUCAUCAAGCCACUCACCAACCUGGGAGAGGUCUUGGAGGGCAAGUAUGCCCACUUCGAGGCCCAGCUGCAACCCGUCAGCGACCCCUUCAUGAGAAUCGAGUGGUUCAAGGAUGGCAAACACAUUACUGCUAGUUCCAGAAUCAACGUCAUCUACAACUUCGGCUACGUAGCGCUCAACAUCAUGCAGCUACGAGAGGAGGACAGCGGCACCUACACCGUCCGCGCCACCAACAGGGCUGGCGAGUGCUCCUGCCAAGCCUCCAUCAAGGUCAUCAGUCUGGUGAGCGUGACGGGAGACCUGGGCAUCCCAGAGCAGGCCCAGCACAUCAGGAGUGUCGAGGAGAUGGAGGCCUACAGGUUGCAGAUGCUUCAGAAAUCUGCAACAGACAUUGCAGAGGCAUCUACAGCCCCAGUGUUCAAGACACAGCUCAAGGACUCGACGGCCCGGGAGGGAGCCUAUGCUCACUUCGAGGCCCGCCUGGAGCCCGUUGGAGACCCCACGCUUAAAGUGGAGUGGCUGAAGGACGGUCGCCCCAUGGAAGCUAGUUCACGAAUUACUUCUUUCUUCAAUUUUGGCUACGUUGCGCUUACUGUUAAGGCAUUGAUCGUUAAGGAUGCAGGAACAUACAUCUGCCGAGCCUACAACGCCAAGGGUGAAGCUCAGGUAUCAUGCCAGCUUACUGUUAUCUCCAAGGCCGAUCAAGAAGGAGAAUCUCAGUAUGAAGAUACUGUCUUGAAAAUGCAGUACCUUGAAGAUUCCUCUCGCUUCAAGAGGACAGAAACCGAAGACGUCUCCACUGUGGCCAUACCUCCAAAAUUCCUUGGUCCAUUGAAGGGUACCAACAAGAUCGUUGAAGGACAAAAAGCUCACUUCGAAAUUCGUCUUGAGCCUCAGAGUGAUCCUACAAUGACAGUUGAAUGGUACUUCAAUGGACAAGUAAUAAUGUCAGCAUCCCGAAUCAAGACUUACCAUGACUUCGGCUAUGUGUCACUGGACAUUUCUGACGUGCGUCAGGCUGACGCCGGCCAGUACACUGUGGUGGCCCGCAACGCUCUCGGCCAGGCUCAGAUGUCCACUGUCAUGACAGUUGAAACUCGAUCAGCCAUCGAUACCAGCUCAAUGCACGAGGUAAGUCUUAGCAAGACAGCUGCUUUGGAGCGCCGCCACCAAGAACCACAGUAUGAUAUUGAGGAGCUCACAAAGUCUAAGCCAGAAUUUACUCAGCCUCUGCAGGACCCAAAUCCCUUGCCAGAGGGUAAGAACGUUCAUCUUGAAGCUCGUCUUGAGCCCAUGAACGACCCGACCAUGAAGGUAGAAUGGUUCUUCAAUGGCAAGCCUAUUACCAUUGGCUCUCGUUUCAAGACAUACUUUGAUUUCGGUUUUGUUGCUUUGGACAUUCUUGGAGCUUACACCACUGACUCUGGUGAGUACACUUGCCGUGCAGAAAAUUAUCUUGGCAGUGCUCAUACAUCUUCCUGCGUGCGCGUCCUGGGCACUGGUGAUAUUCAGACAGACACCAUGCACGACAAUGCUAUGGAGCAGAUCCAUUACCUUGAAGACGCCUCACGCUACCAGCGAACAGCUGAAGAACAAGCUGAAAUCAACCAGGAACCGAACUUCGUCAAGUCACUGAAGAAUAUCGAGACAGUUGAGGGCACCAACAUUCACCUGGAAGCCCGCCUGCAGCCUGUAGGAGACUCAUCAAUGAGAGUCGAGUGGUUCUUUAAUGAGCAGCCACUGAAAGUUGGGCAUCGUUUCAGACCCGCUUAUGAUUUCGAUUAUGUAGCUUUGGAUCUGUUAAGUGUAUACCCCAUCGACUCUGGUAUCUACACCUGCAAGGCUACCAACCGCCUCGGACAGGCUGUCACUUCUGCAUCGGUCAAAGUUACUGCCAAGAAGGAUCUAGUGUUCGACUCAGAACACCCUGAGAGCCUACAGAAACUUCAGUAUCUGGACGACAGUUCACGUUAUCAGAGACGUGAGACAAUGGAAGAAGUUUCUGUCAAGAUUAAGCCACGUUUUUUGACUAAACUGAAGGACGUAACUUUAAGAGAAGGCAUGCAUGCUCACUUUGAAGCCAAGAUUGAGCCAAUUACAGAUCCCAAUCUCCGCAUCGACUGGUUCCGUGACGGACAACCCAUCCAAAUGGGUUCUCGAUUCCGUCUGAUCCACGAUUUUGGUUACGUGGCUCUAGAUAUCUCUGAUCUCAUCGAAGAAGACUCUGGUGUUUACACUUGCGUGGCCACGAAUCUGAUGGGGAAAGACGAGAUUUCAGCCAACCUAAAGUGUCUGAAUGCGUCGGGAGUAGUGAUGGAGUCCCAGGGUCAGACAUUGACUAUGGAGCAGCUGCAGAUGUUGGAGGACCGUAGCCGCUACACCCGCACUGAACAGGUGGAAGAGACCACCAAACAGGCUCCUGUCUUCACCACCUCACUAAAGAACAUCGAGAUCCUGGAGGGUCAGCGUGCACACUUUGAAGUCCGCCUCAUCCCCACCUCUGACCCUACCAUGAAGGUCGAGUGGUUCCACAACAACGUCCCCGUCAAGAGUGGCUCCCGUUUCACUGAGUAUAAUGACUUCGGCUUUGUAGCUCUUGAUAUCAUGUAUGCCUAUGCAGAGGACUCUGGCACCUACACCUGCCGUGCUACCAACGUCAUUGGUCAAGCGGUCAGCAGCUGUAAUCUGGUGUGCCACACUAAAGAUUCAAUCCUGAUGGAAACCAUGAAUCAGGAUGCUAUGAAUAAAAUCUCACGCCUGGAAUCUCGCAGCCAGCGCACCAUCACCACCGAGGAGACCACUAUGCAGGCACCCGUCUUUACCUCACCAAUCAAAGACCAGAGACUCGCUGAGAAUGCUCCUCUACACUUUGAGGCUCGCCUUAUUCCUGUAGGCGACCCUGACCUCAAAGUGGAGUGGUUCAAGAACAAUAUCCCUAUCCAGCAAGCAAACCGCAUUUCCACCAUGCACGACUUCGGUUAUGUUGCUCUGGACAUGAAGUAUGUCAACCCGGAAGACUCUGGCACCUACACUUGCCGUGCCACAAAUCGUCUAGGCCAGGCUGUCACCUCUGCUACACUAAUGGUGUCAUCCAAGGAAUCCCUGUUGCUGGAGUCUCAGCACAGUGAGGCGCUGGAGAAGCUGCGCUACCUCGAGGAUUCCUCCCGUUACACCAAGUCCACCACCGAGGACACCGUCAUCACCCAGGCACCCAGGUUCGUGGUGAAGCUGUCCGGCAUGACACAGCUGUGGGAGGGCCAGAGUGCUCACGUCGAAUGCCGCCUGGAGCCCUAUCCAGACCCAAGCAUGAAGGUCGAGUGGUUCCAUAACGGCAAGUCCCUCCAAGUCGGCCACAGGUUCAGGACCAUGUACGACUUUGGGUUCUGUGCUAUGGAUAUUCUUCAAGCAGUAGCUGAAGACUCUGGCACAUACGAAGUCAGGGCAACUAACCGAGUAGGCACCGCCACCUCCUCCAUCACCAUAGAGGUUAAACCCAAGAGCGACUUUAUUAUUGAAACCCAGCACCCAGAAGCCAUGGCUCAGAUCACCCGCCUUGAGCAGAAGGCACCCAGUAAGCGACCUGAAGACGCUGUGGUGAUCGAAAAGCCCCACUUCGGGCGUUCUCUCAGGAACCAAGAGCACCUGAUAGAGGGACAGGCAGUGCACAUGGAAGCAACGCUCACUCCCGUCAACGACCCCACCAUGAAGGUCGAAUGGUUCUUCAAUGGCCAGCCAAUUCCAUCAGGUCAUCGGUUCCGUACAACGUACGACUUCGGCUUCGUGGCUCUGGAUAUUCUUUACGCCUACCCAGAAGACUCGGGCACAUACAUGUGCAAGGCGACCAACGCAGCGGGCCAGGCUGUCACCUCUUGCAGCAUCGGGGUGGAGGGUACCGGCAGCAUGCAGACGGAGACUCUGGAUGAGCAGCGCCUGCGCAAGAUUCGCCAGCUGGAGGCUAUGGGCCAACGCGCCGAGGAGGCCAAGGAACAGGUCUUCCAGAAGCCCGUCUUCAUCACCCCGCUUAUCAGCUUGGACAACCUGGCGGAGGGCGAGCGCUGCCACUUGGAGUGUCGCCUCGAGCCCAUCAACGACCCCAACCUCAAGGUCGACUGGUUCGUCAACGGUGUCGAGAUCAAGGCCGGUCACCGCUUCCGUACAACACACGACUUCGGCUACGUGGCUCUGGACAUCCUGUACACGUACGCUGAAGACUCCGGCACUUACCUCUGCAAAGCUACCAACAAAAUGGGAGAAGCCGUCAACUCUUGCAACGUCAAGGUCUCAGCCCGGCGCUCCAUCUACCUGGACACCCAGCACCCCACUGGCUGGGAGAAGAUCCAGAACCUAGAGCAACGCGGCCGCUACGAGCGUAUUGAGGUUGCUGAGGCGCCCAUGCAGGCUCCCAGGUUCACUUCAGAGCUCAGGGGCAACACACUACUAUCAGAAGGACAACACGUUCACUUGGAGGGUCGUAUCGAGCCUGUGCACGACCCGAGCAUGCGUGUGGAGUGGUACCAUGAUGGCAAAGCCCUGCAGUCCGCAGCGCGCUUCCACACCACCUUUGACUUCGGCUACGUGGCUCUGGACAUCACCACCGUGUACGCCGCAGACUCCGGCGAGUACACCUGCCGUGCCUUCAACCACAUUGGUGAGGCUACGUCCUCAAUCUCAUUCAAGGUGGAGGGCAAGGAGGGCGUGAUCUACGAGUCCGCACGCCCCGAGGGUCUAGAGAAGAUCCGCCAGCUGGAAGACAGUACUCGGGUGGCUCGCCAGGUGUCCGAAGAUACACGCACCUUCCAGCGUCCGGUGUUCACUCAACCUCUGCAAAACCUAGACAACCUCACCGAGGGUGAGACAGCUCACUUCGAGUGUCGUCUCAUCCCCGUCGGCGAUCCCAACCUCAAAGUGGAAUGGUUCAGGAAUGAAAAACCAAUCGAGACAAGUUCCCGCAUCAACCGUACCCACGACUUCGGGUAUGUGGCUCUGGACAUCAGCGGAGUGCGUCCUGACGAUGAAGGCAUCUACAUGUGCCGCGCCUACAAUGACCUGGGUGAGGCAGUCACCACUGCCUCCAUCAAGAUCAAAUCUCACGCAACCAUUCAGCUGGAGACCCAGCACCCUGAGGGCAUGCGCAAGAUCCAGGCUCUGGAAGAACGCAAACCAGCUGCUCGCGGCGAUGAUGUAGAAAAGGUGUACGACAAGCCUGUCUUUACAACUGCACUGACUGGGCCAUCCCAGAUUAUGGAAGGACAGAGUGCUCACUAUGAAUGCCGAGUCGUGCCCGUUGGAGACUCCAACAUGAGAUACGAGUGGUAUUGUAAUGGCGUCGAACUCAAAAUGGGUUCAAGGUUUAAGACUGCCCACGACUUCGGCUACGUGACACUGGACAUUCUUCAGUGUGUUCCUGAGGAUUCCGGCGUGUACAUGUGCAAGGCUUUCAACUUGGCCGGAGAGGCAGUAAGCUCCUGCACCACCAGGGUCGUUGCUAAGGACAGCAUCCUGGGCGAUGCUCUUCAUCCCGGCUGGGAGACCAUCCGCCUACGUGAGACUCAGUGGAACCGUGUCCCCGAGACCCCAACCUCCCCAGAACAUCUCGAGCCUCCCAUCUUCACCAAGCAUCUCGAGAGUCACGAACGUCUUGAGGAGGGAGGCAACGUGCGUCUCGAGGCUCAAGUCCAACCCGCUCAUGACCCCAACCUAAGCAUUGAAUGGUUCAAGAAUGGCAUCCAACUGGCUACCGGCACACGCGUCCGCAGUACCUUUGAUUUUGGCCACGUGACGCUGGAGAUCUCCGGUCUCCGUGAGAAUGACUCCGGCAUUUACACCUGCAAGGCUGUCAACCGUGUGGGAGAAGCCACCUCCACCUGCAACAUCAAGGUCUUCGAUCGCGACUGGCUGAUUGGAGAGUCCGUACACCCGGAGGCUCUCACCAAGAUCGCCCAGCUGGAGAAACCGACAGAGGGCCCCGGCUCCCCUGAGGAACCCACCUUCGACGUGCCCGUCUUCAUCUCCCACCUCAACAACGUGGAGUGCCGCGAGGGUGACACUGCACACUUUGAGUGCAGGGUCGAGCCUUCCCGAGACCCAACCAUGAAAAUUGAAUGGUUUAUCAACGGGAAGCCAAUGCAGGCGGCGUCUCGAUAUGCUGCCACUUAUGACUUCGGAUUCGUGUCCCUGGACUGUACUCAUUGCUACGCCGAGGACUCGGGCAUAUACAUGUGCCGCGCCACCAAUUCAAAGGGUUCAGCCUCUACCACUGGCACUCUUAAGUGCCUAAGCAAGGCCAACCUCUACUUCGACACCCAGCACCCGCAGGGCAGAGCUGGCCUCGAAAAGGUGGAAGAGGCUGAGCGCGCCUACUGGGCCAAGUACCAGAGGCAGAUGUCUGAACGGGAAGUCACCUACCCGAAGCCCUUCUUUGUCAGGCCUCUGCAGACCAAUUUCUCUCUCAAUGAGAACCAGGCUCUGCAUAUGGAGGCUAACGUCGAGCCCAAGCAAGACCCCGACCUUAAGAUUGAAUGGUUCUUGAAUGGCAAGGUGGUGGAACAAGCCUCACGCUUCAAGACCAGCUACGACUUCGGCCUGGUCACCCUCAACCUGAACGAUGCCUACGAGCGCGACCAGGGCAUCUACACCUGCCGCGCCUUCAACAAGGCCGGGGAGGCAUACAGCACGUCGACCGUUGUGGUGGGCAGCAAGGACGCGCUCAUUGAGAGCACACAACAUCCUGCCGGAGAGGCCGGACUUGACGCCAUCCUGAAAAUGGAGGAGAAGAACCUUCGUCGCGCCGACCGCGAGUUGCCGGAUGAAGAGGGUCACCCACCUGUGUUUACCAUACCAUUCAAGAAUUUGAGCAACCUGGAAGAAGGUGAGAUUGCUCACUUCGAAGCAAUGCUAACUCCUGUUGGUGAUCAGUCGAUGAGGGUAGAAUGGUUCUUCAACGGUGAACCUCUCAAGGCCUCACACAGAGUCAGAACUGUCUAUGCUUUUGGAAUGGUUGUGCUUGAGAUCCUAGGAACAAAGAUCUCUGAUAGUGGAGAAUACACUUGUAAAGCACACAACAAGUGGGGCAAAGCAGAAUGUUCCGUCACCCUGGAGUGUGUUGAUCGUGCCCAUGGUCAACCGCCCAAGUUCACUUCUCAGGUCCAGAGCUUAGAGGGCCUGAAGGAUGGCGAUUCUGCUCACUUUGAAUGUACUCUAAUUCCCAUUGGCGAUCCUAACAUGAAAGUAGAAUGGUUCCACAAUGGCGUGCCUUUGCGUAACGCUACUCGUAUAAAGACUGUCAGCGACUUUGGUUUUGUGGUGCUGGAUAUUGCCUAUUUACAAAACCAUGAUGCUGGAGAGUGGUUGUGUAAAGCAACCAACAAAUAUGGUGAAGAUACAACAAAGGCUUUCCUCAACUGCUUCGGUAUGGGAGGAGUUUACACUGAAUCUCUACAGCCCGGUUCUCUUGACAAAAUUGCUGCCCUAGAGGGCCACAAGACAACACUUAAAGCACCUACAGCGCCUUCAGCGGCAGAGCCACCUAAAUUUAUCACACAAAUUAGCAACAUUGAGCGAAUGGUGGAGGGCCAGAGUGCCCACUUUGAGGCUCGUCUGACGCCCGUUAAUGACUCGAACCUUGUCGUUGAGUGGUAUAAGAAUGGUAAGAAGCUUCCAUCUGGUCAUCGUUAUAGGACCUUCCAUGACUUUGGCAUUGUUAUUCUUGAUAUUCUGUACUGCUACGAGGAAGAUUCAGGUGAAUACGAGGCCCGAGCAGUCAACAAGCUUGGCGAGGAUAGGACCACUGCUACGCUCAAGUGCCUCAGCAAGACAAAUCUUAUUCUGACACCUCAAGUGCCAAAAGGAAUGGAAGGAGGCUUGCAGAAGCUCCAGAACUUGGAAGACUCCGCCUGGGUGCGUCGUGAUUCUGUCACAUCUGAGAGGAUUGGUAUGGCACCUAAAUUCACUGUUCCUCUUAGUAACAUUGAUAGCUUGAAGGAAGGUGAAAAUGCUCACUUCGAAGCUCGUCUUGUGCCCACCGAUGAUCCUCGUCUUAAGGUUGAAUGGUACUGGAAUGGUAAGCCCAUGAAAUAUAGCUCUCGCAUUCGCCAGUUCUGUGACUUUGGCUUUGUUAUUAUGGAAAUCUCUCCUAUCUACCCAGAAGACUCUGGUGAAUAUAUGUGCAGAGCAUUUAAUGACUAUGGCGAAGCCGUCACUAAGGCUACACUCAAAUGUGAAGGCAAACGGUCCAUUAUCCUAGAAAGUCAGCUGCCAAAGUCCAUGCAAAAGGGCAUGGAAAGGAUUGCUGAAUUGGAGGGUCUUAUGAUUAAAUCUCCUGAUCUGGGAACACCAACAGAUGCUGGACAACCACCUCAGUUCGUCACACAACCUCAAGAUUCAACUAUUCAAGAAAAUGGUUUGGCUCACUUCGAGUGUCGUCUUUUGCCAGUUAACGAUCCUAACCUUCGUGUUGAGUGGUACCACAAUGGUCGUCCUCUUAGUGCUGGCUCACGAAUUAAGACGAUCAAUGACUUUGGGUAUGUCAUCCUCGAGAUGGCCAAUUGUUACGGAAAGGAUUCUGGCACCUACACAUGCCGAGCUGUUAACAAGCAUGGGGAAGCAUCGGUAGAAUGCAAAUUAGUUGUUUCCAGCAAGAGUGGCAUUAUUUUGGAACCACAAGCAACUGGAAAAUUCAGGGAUUUAACUCAGUCUAUUCAGAAACUAGAGGACAGCAUGUACAAGAAGGAGGCUAUUGUUCAAGAAGAAGAAAAGCCUUGUCCACCUCGCUUUGUCACCAAUCUCGAGGAUAUCAAUGAUUUAGUUGAAGGUCAACCUGCACACUUCGACUGUAGAGUGGAGCCUGUUGGAGAUCCCACCAUGCGAAUUGAAUGGUUCCACAAUGGCAUGCCCCUUGCAGCUGGAUCCCGUGUACAUAUGAUGGAUGACUUCGGUUUUGUUGUCCUUGACCUGGAAUGGACUUUCGCACGUGACACUGGCGAAUAUAUCUGUCGUGCCACCAACAAGUGGGGCCAAGCUACUACCAAGGCCAUGCUCAAUGUCCGGUUUAAGCAUGGAGUUGACAUGAGCACACAGCUGCCACAGGGCAUGACGGCUGAAAAGCUGAAAGAAUUGGAGCGUGGUCCUCUUACUGAGAAAUUCGAAGUUGAUGCUGAAAUGCAACCUCCCAAGUUUACUGUUCCCAUUAAGAGUCAGAGCAUGCAGGAGGGUGAACGUGCCUUCUUUGAAGCCCGAGUUGAACCUCGCAAUGACCCAAAUCUCCGUGUUGAAUGGUACCACAAUGGUAAAGCUUUGCAGUCUGGUCACCGUUUCAGGACGAGUUUCGAGAUGGGUCACGUGACUCUGGAGCUGCUUCACACCUACGCUGAAGACUCUGGUGAAUACGUUUGCCGAGCUUACAACAAGCUUGGCGAAGACUUCACAAGGGCAACCCUUAAGUCCAAGGCAAGUCAGUCGGUGGUGCUUCAGUCGCAGGUUCCUAAGGGUAUGAAGAGCGGCUUGGACUUCGCGUCCCAGAUGGAGGAGACCCUCAAGAAGUACUGCAAGGAGGUGUUGCUUACACAGGAAGACAUUUAUGAUCCCGAGAAGAGGCAACCUCCUCGCUUCGUCACGCAAAUUAAGGAUGUGAAGGAUCUGAAGGAAAUGGAAGAAACUAAGUUUGAUUGUCAGUUAGCUCCUGUGGGCGAUCCCAACAUGAAGGUGGAAUGGUUCUUCAACGGCCGCCCAUUGCCAUUCAAAAAUCGCUUCACUCCCAUCUACGAUUUCGGCUACGUUGCUCUUAUAAUGAACUGGAUAUUUGGCGAAGACUCAGGUGAAUACCUGUGCAGAGCAACCAACCUAUGGGGCAUGGAUGAGACGAGGGCCACCCUCAGGGCAACCAGCCGCCCUGGUGUCAUCUACGACUCACAGAUCCCCAAGGGCAUGCAGUCCCUCGAGAAGAUCAGGGAACUGGAAGCCUCCUGGCAAAUUGCUCCUGAGACCGCCAUUGAAGAGGACAAGCCGCGCACCAAGCCCGAGGUCCUGAAGAAGCCGGAGAGCCUGGAGGUGCAGGAGGGAGACUGGGCACGCUUCAGCAUUCGAGUGUCUGGUCACCCAAGGCCCAGGGUCAUGUGGAUCGUCAACGGCUCCACAGCUAUGAGUGGAAAUCGUUUCAAGAUCUGGUAUGACGGCAUGUAUCACUUGGACAUCCCCAAGACUCGCCAGUACGACAACGGUAAGGUGGAGGUCAUCUGCCGUAACUCUCUCGGCGAGAGCUACGCCUGCUGUGAGCUCAAGGUCAAUCCUCGCCAGGACGAUUACCGCGCUGUUCUCAAGAACUCGCCCAAACCUUGGUAUGACUAUGACCUCAAGAGUUACCAGAAGGAGCGCCAGGAGACCGAACUCGAUCGUGUCUUCGAGGAAAAGAUUGAUUCUGACUACUCGAUCCUGCACGAGUCCAAGUUUGGAGAGUACAUGGCCAAGCCUCUGGAUAAGACAGAGGAAACUGAGUGGCAAAAACUGGCCAGACAAAAGAAUGCCGGAGAGAAGAUCAAGGAGCUGGAGGACACCCAGAGAACGAAGGGACGCAACAAGGACGUGCACAUGUUCGCCUCGCCGGCCGAGCACGCCGCCCAGCACUCCCUGGCCAAGGGCAUGGCCUCCAGAUACGAGGAACAGUUUGAUGCGGAGGUUGACUCCCGCCAGACCCCCGUGCAUAAGGCGCCUAAACGGGUCUUAAGGGACGCAAAGGAUGUGCGCCACGAUGAGACCACUUUGCUGCAACGGGAGGCAGAGCCUUCUGAGUCCGUCGUCCAUGGCAAGGAGAUUCACACAGCCGUACAGAAACAAACACAGAAGGAGAUUCAGGGAGAUCUGGAGAUCCACCGCACCAUUACUGCCACAGAAAAGACUGAGAUGGAGCAUACAGGCAAAACCACUGAGCGUUUGGUCCAGGGUCAGCCUCAGAAACCAGCCAAACCUCCAUUCUUUACCAAGAAGAUUCAACCAUGCCGAGCCUUUGAAAGAGAGCCAGCUCGCUUCCAGGUCGAAUUUGACGGUGAUCCCAAUCCUACCAUUCAGUGGUAUCGUGAAGACUUCCUCAUUACUAGUUCCCCCGAUUUCCAGAUUCAUACCUUCGGUGAUAAGAGCAUCCUGGUAAUCCGUGAAGUAUUCCUGGAGGAUUCUGGGUUGUUCGCCUGUGUGGCUGAGAAUCGUGGAGGACGAGCCAAGUGCUCUGCUAACCUGGUUGUUGCAGAACGUAAACAGAGUCGUGGAGGUGUAGUACCACCCAGUUUCUCUCAGACCAUCCAAGACACAGUCGGUAAGCCAGGCAGUCUAGUGCGACUCGACGCUAAGAUCCACGGAACCCCACCCAUUGACACCUACUGGUUGAAGAAUGGCACUAAACUUUCUCAGAACAUGCACUAUAAGAUGCUAGUUGAGGAUGAGACGUACACACUCUUGAUCAUCGAGGCUGUACCAGAAGACAGUGCAUCUUAUGAAUGUGUUGCCAUCAACAAGGCAGGUGAAGGUCGGUGUCAAGCCACCGUCGAGGUUGUGGGUCCUCGGCCCACCCAGACACCAGCCGCACCCUCAGGUGUUCCUCAGGCUCCCAAAAUUGUUCAAAAAUUGAAGUCACAAGUUGUUCAAGAGGGCCAAGGUGCAUUCUUCGAGUGUAUCAUCACUGCCUCACCUAAACCUAAGAUACAGUGGAUGAAGGGCAAAGCUCCUAUCAAACAGAGCAAAUACUUUACCAUGACAGCUGAUGGUGACCGCUACACUCUCCGCAUCUCUGAGGCCUUCCCUGAAGACGAAGGCACCUACUUCUGCGUCGCCACCAACCCAUCCGGAAAGUGCACCGUGGAGGCGAAACUACAGGUGUUUCAGCCAAAGCAGGCUGACGUAGCGCCCUCUAUUGCUCCCCUCGAGCCUGUGACGGUGUUGGAGGGCCAAGGUGUUCGUUUCAACACAGUGGUGGUGGGAACUCCCCUACCUGGAGUCCAGUGGUACCGCGAAGGAGCCCUUAUCCCACCCUCUAGGGACUUCGAGAUGUUCAUGGAAGGUAACACGGCCGUCCUGGACAUCAAGGAGACCUAUCCAGAGGACACAGGUACCUUCACCUGUAGGGCCACCAACACUGCCGGCCAAGCCGAGACCUCCACCAUGCUCACGGUUAAAAGUUCAUUUACCGAGGUCGAAGACUCUAUCCGGCUUACAAGUCGGGCACAAGAGAGAGAAUCACGAAGGCAUCGAUGGGUUUCUCCAAGUCCCGCCAGGUGGCUGUCUCGCAGCCCGGCAAGGCCCUUCAGAGACACAAGCGUCCCUGGAAGUGAUGCACAUCCUCGCUUUAGACAGAGAACUGAAGAAGACAUAGAGAAGAAAAAGAGAGAAACCGCGCCAUGGCUACUCGAGAAAAAGACUGAAGAUAUUGGAUCAGCUGCAUCAAAACUUAAGAAAUCUACUAGAAUGCUGGAACCCAAAGAACCAGAAAGGUGGACAAUUCCUAAGGUCGAACUCAAGAAAUCUCAGCAAAGAAAGUUUGCUCCGGAGGAAACCAAGCUUGAGUCGGUUGAGCUUGCACACUUUGAGGGACUCAAGAAGCCGGUACAAGAACCGGGCAAGGAGGGAAGCCCUGAGUCUGACUUCGACGACGAUGAUUAUGAAAUUAUUUCCGAGGGUGAAUAUGGCGAGUUUGGUGAAGACGAGAUACCAGAUCAGGCGCCAAGGAGCAGAGGAAGAGUUCAUAGGGAACUGACAAAGGAAAGAUAUCAGCGGAAAGCAAAGGACACUACACAGUUAAAGGAAGGGAAGAAGCCAGUGUAUCGUAGAAGACGAGUGAAACCUCAAGAAGGUACUGAUGAGGAGGUUCACUUAAAACCAGUCAAGUACACACCAGAAGCUCCUGAAGGGGAUGAAAAGCCGCAUCUGAAGCCUUUUCAGAAAGUGAAAUCUGAACCAGAAGAUACGACAGAUGGGGAGAUUAAAGCUCCUCUGUGGAGAGUCAAGAAGCUUCCUCAACGACAAGAGGAGAAGGAAGGUGUCACACUUAAACCUUUUAAAACUGACAAAGCCAAAGAACCGGAAUCAGUCUCUCUGGCCGAAGAAGUUCCUGAAGAUGGCUCUAAACCUGAUGAGGAAAAAAUCCAUGAACCAGAAAAAUUGAAGCCAAAAGUUGGUAAGAGGCUUCCUAAAGACAAAGAAGAACCAGAGAAAUUUGUGUUGCCAAAGGUGCAGCUCAAGAAAACACAUCGCUCUCACCUUGUUCCUGAAGACACAACACUUGAAACUGUGGAGCUCACGCAUGUAGAGAAGCUGAAAAAAGUGAAGACAGAGAAGGAUCAACGUGAUCUGAGCCCUUUACCUGAUAAGGAAAUGUAUCGUUAUGAGGAAUUACUCGAUGACCACCAAGUUUCCUUGGACACUUGGGAAGAGAUAAAACGAAAAGAAAUAGAAACACAAGAACGCAUUGAAGACACUGACACAUAUCAACGUAAGCCCAAAGAGCAAGCUUCUGAAAUCGAUGAAGAUCGUGUCAUGAAAUUAGGAAAGGGACGGUGGAAACCAGAGGAAAAAUUGGAGCAGAUUAAGUUCAAACCAGGAAAGCGCCUCCCUAAACCUUCGGAAGAGGAACCAGAAAUGCCUCAUUUAAAACCAUUUACAAAGAAAAUUAUAACACAGGAGGAUGAGAAAGACCAGGUAUCUCUGAAGCCUGGUAAAAGACCAACAAAACGUGUCCCUGAAGGUGAAUCUACAGAUUUGAAACCAUAUGAGCGUACUGAAGUAGACAUCGCUGAUAAAGACGAAGUAGAACCUCACAAAAUUCACAAAUCAAUCUAUGAGACUGAGCUUCUUAGAGAGGAAGAGUCUAAGAUAAAAACAGAUCUGACAAAACGAGAGGAAGAGGAAGAAAUAUCAAAAGUGCCUUCCUGGAGAGUCAAGAGACUUCCCCGAAAAGACGAGGAAAAAGAAGAGGUGGUGUUGAAACCCUUCCAGAAAGGAAAGCCUGAAGAACCUAGAUCAACUCGAAAAUUAAAAGUCGGUAAGCCAUACGAACCGAAAGCUUCUGAAUCCGAAAAAAUUGAGAAUGAAGAGUUUCUUGAUGAAUUUAUUGAAACUGAUGAUAAAAUACAGGAUGAGUACCAAGAGAGCAUAGAUGAAACAACGACGAAGCCUUAUCCCUUCAGUAAACCACCUGACUCUCAGGAGGCUAAAUUAAAGCCUCAUAAAAGACCAGGGAUUCAAGUGCCUCAAAAAGAAGAAUUCACAAUUCCAAAGGUCACACUUAAGAAAACGAUACCAAGAAAGUUUGUCCCAGAGGAAACCACUCUUGAAUCUGUAGAUCUUGAGCACGUGGAGAAACCAAAGAAGCCCGAGCCCACAAAGGAAAAGCGAGAAUGGAGUCCAGUGCCAGACUAUGAGACAUAUGCUCCAGACGAGCUGCCGGAGAGGGAACCUGUCGAACUUGAGAAACCUGAUACAUUUGAACCCACUGAAAGGACAAAAGAUGAGAGGGAGCAAGAAAAGGAUAAGUAUCAGCGCAAGCCAAAGGAAAAGACAGAAUAUGAAGAAGAAAAGAAGUUGAAACUUGGCAAAGGUCGGUGGCCACCAGAGGAGGAAGAGGAACAAAUAAAGCUUAAGCCAGGGAAACGCUUGCCUUGGCAACCUGAAGAGGAGAAAGAAGUACCACAUUUGAAACCCAUACCCAGGAGAAAGCCGGAGACAGAAGAUAAAGAGAAAGUGCCUCUGAAGCCAGGCAAGAGACCAUCCAAAGACAUUCCAGAAAGAGAACCAAUGGAGCUGCAACCAUUCGAGCAGGUCGAGCGAGAGAUUCCUGACAGAGAUGAGGUACAACUAGAGGAACCUCUCAAACCUAAGUCCAAGCCUAAAAAGAAACCCAUCAGUGAAUCUGACAUGCCAAAGCCAUUUGAUACAGUGAAAACUCCUGACGAUGAAAUUAAGCCAAGGAAAGAGCGAACAAAGCCAGACAGGAAAGAAGAGGAAAAAGAGUCUCCUUCAUGGAAAAUUAAGAGGAUUCCUCCUAAAGAAGAAGUUAAAGAAGAAAUUAUUUUAAAACCAUUCACUAAGGAUAAACCUGAAGAGCCUAAACCGGCUCGAAGGCCCAAACCUGGCAAACCAUACGAACCAGAAGUUCCCGAGCCAGAGAAAACCCCUCUGGAACCAUACAGGAAAACUGACAAAGAAAAGGUUAGUGAACUUGAACGACAGAGAGAUCUAGAGGACUUGAAGGUUGAUGAAACAGUGACAGAUAUUAGAGAAGAUGAGCUUCCUGUUCACCCAGACAAGGUUCAGGCAAAGCCCGGCAAAAGACCUCAGAAAGAAAAGCCGCAAAAAGAAGAGUUCUCAAUACCCAAAGUGGCAUUAAAGAAAACGGUGCCAAAGAAGUUUGUUCCUGAAGAAGAAAAGCUCGAAUCGGUAGAUCUUGAGCAUGUAGAGAAACCAAAGAAGCCCGAGCCGACAAAGGAAAAGCGAGAAUGGAGUCCAAUGCCAGACUAUGAGACAUAUGCUCCAGACGAGCUGCCGGAGAGGGAACCUGUCGAACUUGAGAAACCUGAUACAUUUGAGCCCACUGAAAGGACAAAAGAUGAGAGGGAGCAAGAAAAGGAUAAGUAUCAGCGCAAGCCAAAGGAUAAAACAGAAUAUGUUGAAGAAAAGAAGUUGAAACUUGGCAAAGGUCGGUGGCCACCAGAGGAGGAAGAGGAACAAAUAAAGCUUAAGCCAGGGAAACGCUUGCCUUGGCAACCUGAAGAGGAGAAAGAAGCACCACAUUUGAAACCCAUACCCAGGAGAAAGCCGGAGACAGAAGAUAAAGAGAAAGUGCCCUUGAAGCCAGGCAAGAAACCAUCCAAAGACAUUCCAGAAAGAGAACCAAUGGAGCUGGAACCAUUUGAGCAGGUCGAGCGAGAGAUUCCUGACAGAGAUGAGGUACAACUAGAGGAACCUCUCAAACCUAAGUACAAGCCUAAAAAGAAACCCAUCAGUGAAUCUGACAUGCCAAAGCCAUUUGAUACAGUGAAAACUCCUGACGAUGAAAUUAAGUCAAAGAAAGAGCGAACAAAGCCAGACAGGAAAGAAGAGGAAAAAGAAUCUCCUUCAUGGAAAAUUAAGAGGAUUCCUCCUAAAGAAGAAGUUAAAGAAGAAAUUAUCUUGAAACCAUUCACUAAGGAUAAACCCGAAGAGCCUAAACCGGCUCGAAGGCCCAAACCUGGCAAACCAUAUGAACCAGAAGUUCCCGAGCCAGAGAAAACCCCUCUGGAACCAUACAGGAAAACUGACAAAGAAAAGGUUAGUGAACUUGAACGACAGAGAGAUUUGGAAGAUUUGAAGGUUGAUGAAACAGUGACAGAUAUUAGAGAAGAUGAGCUUCCUGUUCACCCAGACAAGGUUCAGGCAAAGCCCGGCAAAAGACCUCAGAAAGAAAAGCCGCAAAAAGAAGAGUUCUCAAUACCCAAAGUGGCAUUAAAGAAAACGGUGCCAAAGAAGUUUGUUCCUGAAGAAGAAAAGCUCGAAUCGGUAGAUCUUGAGCAUGUAGAGAAACCAAAGAAGCCCGAGCCGACAAAGGAAAAGCGAGAAUGGAGUCCAGUGCCAGACUAUGAGACAUAUGCUCCAGAGGAGCUGCCAGAGAAGGAGCCUGUCGAACUUGAGAAACCUGAUACAUUUGAACCCACUGAAAGGAUAAAAGAUGAGAAGGAGCAAGAAAAGGACAAGUAUCAGCGCAAGCCAAAGGAAAAGACAGAAUAUGGAGAAGAAAAGAAGUUGAAACUUGGCAAAGGUCGGUGGCUGCCAGAGGAGGAAGAGGAACAAAUAAAGCUUAAGCCAGGGAAACGCUUGCCUUGGCAACCUGAAGAGGAGAAAGAAGCACCACAUUUGAAACCCAUACCCAGGAGAAAGCCGGAGACAGAAGAUAAAGAGAAAGUGCCUCUGAAGCCAGGCAAGAGACCAUCCAAAGACAUUCCAGAAAGAGAACCGGUGGAACUGGAACCAUUCGAGCGGGUCGAUUCGGAUAUUCUUGAUAAAGACAAGGUACAACUGGAAGAACCUGUCAAGCCUGAGCCCAAACUUAGAGAAAAACCGUCAACAGAACCUGGACGGCCAAUUCCAUGGGAGGAAAAACUUGAGGAGGAGGGAAAACCUAAGCCAAAGAAGGAGAGGACAAAGCCAGAGAAGGAGGAGGAAGAAUCUGAAUUACCCUCAUGGAGAGGCAGGAGAUUACCUCCCAAAGAAGAAGAGAAAGAAGAUGUACAACUGAAACCAUUCGAGAAGCCGAAACCCACAAAGCCAAAACCAAAACCUAAGCAUAAACCAGGCACACCAUAUGAGCCUGAGAUUCCUGAGCCAGAAAAGACUCCUCUUGAGCCAUAUGAUAAACCGAAAAUGCAGAUUACUCCUGACCAUGAGCCUCAACCUGUAGAAGAUGAAGAUGACGAGAAGCUUCCAUCAGAUGAACAACCAAAACUUAAGAAAAAGGCAGUUAAGCCAAAGAAAGAUGAAGAGGAAGAGAUUCCUUCAUGGAGAGGUAAAAGACUUCCUCCUAAAGAGGACGAGAAAGAAGAAAUUACGCUAAGACCAUUCAAGAAGGUAAAGCCCAAAGAACCGAAACCAAGUCCAAAGCUCAAGCCUGGUAAGCCAUAUGAACCUGAAAUCCCGGAGCCAGAGAAAAGUCCCCUCGAGCCAUACUCCAAACCUGAAAAAGAGGUUUCUGACAAGAUUCCUGAACUUGCAAAGGAAGUUUCUAGGAAACCUGAGGAACCAGAGAAGCCUGAAGAACCAGAGAAGCUUGAUGAAUCAGACAAAAAGCCUGACGAAUCUGAGACAGUAACACAAAAGCCCAAAAGGAGACUUCAGAAACUAAAGGCUCCAACUGAAGAAAAGUUUGAAAUACCAAAAGUUACUCUCAGAAAAACAUCUCAAAAAGUAUUUGUACCUGAAGAAGUAACACUGGAAACUGUAGAGCUUGAGCAUGUUGAGACACCUGAGGUAGUUGAACCUGAAGUUGAGAAGAGGGUAUGGAGUCCUCCUCCGGAGUAUGAAACUUAUGUUCCAGAGGAAAUACCGGAGAAAGAACCUGUAGAGCUAGAGAAAUACGAGAAGUAUGAACCUCCGACAAAACCAAAAGAUGAGGAGGAAGAAGAUAAAGGUAAAUACGAGCGCAAACCUAAAGAUAAACCUGAACCAGAGGAGGACAGGAAGUUGAAGCUUGGAAAAGGUAAAUUGAGGCCUGAGGAAGAAGGCGAAGAGAAGAAAUUAAAACCACCAAAACGUCGGCCAAAGUCUCCAGAAAAGGAAGCUGAAAAGCCACAACUCAAGCCUAUUCCUAAGAAAAAGCCAGAGGAAGAAAAGAAAGAUAAAGUAACUCCUAAGCCUGGUAAGAAACCUUCCAAAAAGAUUCCGGAUCGUGAACCAGUGGAGUUGGAACCAUUCGAACGAACAGAACCAGAGAUUCUCGACAAAGACAAGGUACCACUGGAGAAACCUCUCAAACCUAAACCGGAACCUAAAGAAAAGCCUUCAAUAGAACCAGAAGCUCCAAAGCCAUUGGAAGAAAAACCUUCAGAAGAAGAAGAACCAAAACUCAAGAAAGAAAGGCCAAAACCAGAGAAAAAGGAAGAGGAACCUGAAGUCCCUUCAUGGAGAGGUAAGAGGUUACCUCCUAAAGAAGAAGAGAAAGAAGAGAUUGUACUAAAACCAUUCAAAAAGGAGAAACCUGAAGAACCGAAACCUAAACCAAAAUAUAAACCAGGCAAGCCGUACGAACCUGAGAUUCCUGAACCAGAAAAGACUCCUCUUGAGCCAUAUACUAAACCAGAUAAAGAAAAGGUUCCAGAUGGUGUGACUGAACCUGUGAAGCCGGAAGAUGAGGAAAAACCUCAGCCUGAGGAAGAGAUUAAGCCUAAAAAGGAAAGAAUAAAACCAGAUAAAGAUGAGGAAGUUGAAACACCAUCGUGGAGAGGUAAAAGACUUCCUCCCAAGGAAGAAGAUAAAGAAGAAAUUACGCUUAAACCGUUCAAGAAGGAGAAGCCCAAAGAGCCUAAACCAAGUCCAAAAAUCAAACCAGGAAAGCCGUAUGAACCGGUAAUCCCUGAGCCUGAGAAACCGCCUCUUGAACCUUACGAAAAGCCUGAAAGGGAGAAAGUUCCUGAUCAAGUUCCUAAACCUGAAAAGGAGAAAGUUCCUGAGCAAGUUCCUGAACCAGAAAAGGAAAUAUCUCCUAAACCAGAGAGAGAAGAGAAGCCACAACAACUUGAGAAAAUACCAGGAAAACGAAGGAAAAGACCUCCGAUGCUCGCAGCUCCAAUUGAAGAGAAGUUUGAAAUACCAAAGAUAACACUCAAGAAAACAACACAGAAUGUAUUUGUACCUGAAGAAGUUACCCUGGAAACUAUAGAGCUUGAGCAUGUUGAAACGCCUGAGGUAAUUGAACCUGAAGUUGAGAAGAGAGUAUGGAGUCCUCCUCCGGAGUAUGAAACUUAUGUUCCAGAGGAAAUACCGGAGAAAGAACCUGUAGUGCUGGAGAAAUACGAGAAGUAUGAACCUCCGACAAAACCAAAAGAUGAGGAGGAAGAAGAUAAAGGUAAAUACGAGCGCAAACCUAAAGAUAAACCUGAACCAGAGGAGGACAGGAAGUUGAAGCUUGGAAAAGGUAAAUUGAGGCCUGAGGAAGAAGGCGAAGAGAAGAAAUUAAAACCACCAAAACGUCGGCCGAAGUCUCCAGAAAAGGAAGCUGAAAAGCCACAACUCAAGCCUAUUCCUAAGAAAAAGCCAGAGGAAGAAGAGAAAGAUAAAGUAACUCCUAAGCCUGGUAAGAAACCUUCCAAAAAGAUUCCGGACCGUGAGCCAGUGGAGUUGGAACCAUUCGAACGAACAGAACCAGAGAUUCUCGACAAAGACAAGGUACCACUGGAGAAACCUCGCAAACCUAAACCGGAACCUAAAGAAAAGCCUUCAAUAGAACCAGAAGCUCCAAAGCCAUUGGAAGAAAAACCUUCAGAAGAAGAAGAACCAAAACUCAAGAAAGAAAGGCCAAAACCAGAGAAAAAGGAAGAGGAGCCUGAAGUCCCUUCAUGGAGAGGUAAGAGGUUACCUCCUAAAGAAGAAGAGAAAGAAGAGAUUGUACUAAAACCAUUCAAAAAGGAGAAACCUGAAGAACCGAAACCUAAACCAAAAUAUAAACCAGGCAAGCCGUACGAACCUGAGAUUCCUGAACCAGAAAAGACUCCUCUUGAGCCAUAUACUAAACCAGAAAAAGAAAAGGUUCCAGAUGGUGUGACUGAACCUGUGAAGCCGGAAGAUGAGGAAAAACCUCAGCCUGAGGAAGAGAUUAAGCCUAAAAAGGAAAGAAUAAAACCAGAUAAAGAUGAGGAAGUUGAAACACCAUCGUGGAGAGGUAAAAGGCUUCCUCCCAAGGAAGAAGACAAAGAAGAAAUUACGCUUAAACCGUUCAAGAAGGAGAAGCCCAAAGAGCCUAAACCAAGUCCAAAAAUCAAACCAGGAAAGCCGUAUGAACCGGUAAUCCCUGAGCCUGAGAAACCGCCUCUUGAACCUUACGAAAAGCCUGAAAGGGAGAAAGUUCCUGAUCAAGUUCCUAAGCCUGAAAAGGAGAAAGUUCCUGAGCAAGUUCCUGAACCAGAAAAGGAAAUAUCUCCUAAACCAGAGAGAGAAGAGAAGCCACAACAACUUGAGAAAAUACCAGGAAAACGAAAGAAAAGACCUCCGAUGCUCGCAGCUCCAAUUGAAGAGAAGUUUGAAAUACCAAAGAUAACACUCAAGAAAACAACACAGAAUGUGUUUGUACCUGAAGAAGUUACCCUGGAAACUAUAGAGCUUGAGCAUGUUGAAACGCCUGAGGUAAUUGAACCUGAAGUUGAGAAGAGAGUAUGGACUCCUCCUCCGGAGUAUGAAACUUAUGUUCCAGAGGAAAUACCGGAGAAAGAACCUGUAGUGCUGGAGAAAUACGAGAAGUAUGAACCUCCGACAAAACCAAAAGAUGAAGAGGAAGAAGAUAAAGGUAAAUACGAGCGCAAACCUAAAGAUAAACCUGAACCAGAGGAGGACAGGAAGUUGAAGCUUGGAAAAGGUAAAUUGAGGCCUGAGGAAGAAGGCGAAGAGAAGAAAUUAAAACCACCAAAACGUCGGCCAAAGUCUCCAGAAAAGGAAGCUGAAAAGCCACAACUCAAGCCUAUUCCUAAGAAAAAGCCAGAGGAAGAAGAGAAAGUUAAAGUAACUCCUAAGCCUGGUAAGAAACCUUCCAAAAAGAUUCCGGACCGUGAGCCAGUGGAGUUGGAACCAUUCGAACGAACAGAACCAGAGAUUCUCGACAAAGACAAGGUACCACUGGAGAAACCUCUCAAACCUAAACCGGAACCUAAAGAAAAGCCUUCAAUGGAACCAGAAGCUCCAAAGCCAUUGGAAGAAAAACCUUCAGAAGAAGAAGAACCAAAACUCAAGAAAGAAAGGCCAAAACCAGAGAAAAAGGAAGAGGAGCCUGAAGUCCCUUCAUGGAGAGGUAAGAGGUUACCUCCUAAAGAAGAAGAGAAAGAGGAGAUUGUACUAAAACCAUUCAAAAAGGAGAAACCUGAAGAACCGAAACCUAAACCAAAAUAUAAACCAGGCAAGCCGUACGAACCUGAGAUUCCUGAACCAGAAAAGACUCCUCUUGAGCCAUAUACUAAACCAGAUAAAGAAAAGGUUCCAGAUGGUGUGACUGAACCUGUGAAGCCGGAAGAUGAGGAAAAACCUCAGCCUGAGGAAGAGAUUAAGCCUAAAAAGGAAAGAAUAAAACCAGAUAAAGAUGAGGAAGUUGAAACACCAUCGUGGAGAGGUAAAAGGCUUCCUCCGAAGGAAGAAGAUAAAGAAGAAAUUACGCUUAAACCGUUCAAGAAGGAGAAGCCCAAAGAGCCUAAACCAAGUCCAAAAAUCAAACCAGGAAAGCCGUAUGAACCGGUAAUCCCUGAGCCUGAGAAACCGCCUCUUGAACCUUACGAAAAGCCUGAAAGGGAGAAAGUUCCUGAUCAAGUUCCUAAACCUGAAAAGGAGAAAGUUCCUGAGCAAGUUCCUGAACCAGAAAAGGAAAUAUCUCCUAAACCAGAGAGAGAAGAGAAGCCACAACAACCUGAGAAAAUACCAGGAAAACGAAAGAAAAGACCUCCGAUGCUCCCAGCUCCAAUUGAAGAGAAGUUUGAAAUACCAAAGAUAACACUCAAGAAAACAACACAGAAUGUAUUUGUACCUGAAGAAGUUACCCUGGAAACUAUAGAGCUUGAGCAUGUUGAAACGCCUGAGGUAAUUGAACCUGAAGUUGAGAAGAGAGUAUGGACUCCUCCUCCGGAGUAUGAAACUUAUGUUCCAGAGGAAAUACCGGAGAAAGAACCUGUAGUGCUGGAGAAAUACGAGAAGUAUGAACCUCCGACAAAACCAAAAGAUGAGGAGGAAGAAGAUAAAGGUAAAUACGAGCGCAAACCUAAAGAUAAACCUGAACCAGAGGAGGACAGGAAGUUGAAGCUUGGAAAAGGUAAAUUGAGGCCUGAGGAAGAAGGUGAAGAGAAGAAAUUAAAACCACCAAAACGUCGGCCGAAGUCUCCAGAAAAGGAAGCUGAAAAGCCACAACUCAAGCCUAUUCCUAAGAAAAAGCCAGAGGAAGAAGAGAAAGUUAAAGUAACUCCUAAGCCUGGUAAGAAACCUUCCAAAGAGAUUCCAGACCGUGAGCCAGUGGAGUUGGAACCAUUCGAACGAACAGAACCAGAGAUUCUCGACAAGGACAAGGUACCAUUGGAGAAACCUCUCAAACCUAAACCGGAACCUAAAGAAAAACCUUCAAUGGAACCAGAAGUUCCAAAACCGGUCGAAGAGAAACCACCAAAAGAAGAAGAACCUAAGCCUAAGAAAGUAAGAAAGAGGCCAGAGAAGAAAGAUGAAGAGCCCGAAGUUCCUUCCUGGAGAGGUAGAAGGUUACCUCCUAAAGAAGAAGAGAAAGAGGAAAUUGUAUUAAAACCAUUCAAAAAGGAGAAACCUGCAGAACCAAAACCAAAACCCAAACGCACGCCAGGUAAACCUUACGAACCUGAAAUUCCGGAGCCGGAGAAACCUCCUCUUGAGCCAUACUCAAAACCCGAAAAAGAAAAGUCACCGAAGCCUGAGGAAGUGCUGAAGAAGCCUAGCAAAAAGCCCAAAAAGAUCAAGGAAGCUGAACCCAAGAAACCUCUGGUUCCUGUUAUGGCUACUGAAGUGCCAGAAGAAGCUAAGGUUGAGGAAACAAAGGCUACACGAGUUGAUAUAGAACUGACUGAAGUAGUGACGAAGAAGGAGAGCGUUGUUAAGUCAGUUAAACGGGUGAACCAGAAGCCGAAGGACAUCGAAGUCAUUCCACCAUCCUUCUCUCAGUUCCUGGAGCCGAUUAUCACACAAACCUCUCACAAAUCAGUCUUCAAGUGUGAGGUGAAAGGCUACCCUCCACCUGAAAUUAAAUGGUAUUUCAACAGAUUCGAAAUCAUACCUAGCCCCAACAGGAUCAUCUGCUACGAAGACAGGGUAUCGACCCUGACCAUCGUGCGGACCACAGAAGACGACGAGGGCAUGUACUCAUGCGAGGCGGUGAACGUGGCAGGGAAGGCAACCACUAUUGCCAACUUAGUGCUAGAAGCGCGAAAGGACAAGCCUCGUGGGGAGGCGCCCAAGAUCUUGGAGCCAUUAAAGCCGCUCAAGGUUAAACAUGGCUCCAAGACGGUGCUGGAGACCACAGUCAAGGGGAAGCCCACUCCUAAGGUUCUGUGGUAUCAUCUCGACAAUGAAAUCGUGCAAUCUUCUGAAUUUGUGCAGGAGUUCGACGCCACGACAGGACGCGCCGCCCUUAUCAUCAACGAGGUCUUCAUUGAUGACAGGGGGCUGUAUCGAUGUGUUGCUAUUAACCAACACGGUCAAGAUGAAACAGCUUCAUAUCUUACUGUAGAGGACAUCGAGAUGUUAGAGAAGAGUGAAUUGCGUCAGGCACCACGGAUCACAGAGCCCCUGCAGGCUCAGAUAGUGACAACCCCGUCGUGCCUUGACCUGCACGCCCACUACGAGGCCUUCCCCCCACCCACUGUCAAGUGGUAUCAUCAGGAUAGAGAGCUGAAGCCUUCGCGCGACUAUGUUAUCGAAUAUAUCGAGGACGAAACGAGCCUCCAUAUUGAGGAGGUUGUCGAUGACGACGCUGGCGAGUACGAAGUGAGAGUCUUCAAUGAAGUUGGAGAAGCAAGAUCAGUUGCCACAGUUAUUGUGAUUAAACCUGAAGAGGUAAUCGAAAUGGAACCUCCGAAGUUCAUCAAACCGUUGCAGCCUCAAAUUGUUCCAGAAGGUGAGGUUGCAAUUCUGGAAGCAGAGGUUACUGCUAAACCUCCAGCGGAGUUUACGUGGUACAGACACGGCCAGCUGAUAACAGCCGAUGAGGAGCUGGAGGUACAGAUCACAAGUGACAACAAUAAGUCAUCUCUUGUUCUUGGGGAACUGUUUGAGGAUGAUUCUGGUGACUACACUGUUACCGCUCAAAAUCCAGUCGGGCGCGCAUCCUCAACCGCCACGUUACUUGUAGAGGGUGAAGACACCGAAGACGCUGAACCACCCGCCUUCAACCCUCCCCUGACCCCCAUCCGUGUGAUGGAUGGGGAGGAAGUUCGCUUCACCUGUAAAGUAACUGGGAAACCCACACCCAAGCUGAUCUGGUUCCAGAACGGGCGACCUAUCGGCCAUCACCGUGAAGUGCGGCUCACGCAAGCCCCCGAUGGCCAAGCCGGCCUCCAGAUCCUCGAAGUGUUCCCUGAAGACGCAGGAGACUACACCUGCAUCGCUCGGAACCCGGCCGGAGAGGCAAGAACCACAGCAAACCUCGCUGUCGAGUCCUACGAAUACCAACCGGACUCUGAGGCUGCAACAACAACUUCAGUAUCAGAUAAGAAUGUAUUUUCGGGCCCAGCAUCUGAGGAAGAUGAGACUCUUGAGAUUGAGAAAGACACUGAGUCCGACACCUCGGAGGCUGGCUCCUCGCCUUACUUCUGCAACAAGCUGGAGCAGACGAUAGAGGUUAUCGAGGGGUCCUCCGUCAAAAUGCUGGUUAAGGCUACUGGCUACCCACGACCAACCGUCUCAUGGUACGCAGACGGCACCCCCUUACAGGUCACCGAGGCACUCGUCCUAGAGACCUACGAGGACGGCACGGAGGCCCUCACCCUUCCCUACGCAGUGCUGGACGACUGUGGGGAGUACACGUGUGAGGCCGUCAACAGGAACGGCGUGGACACCACAGUGACCACCCUAGUGGUUCUGCCCGAACACACAGAGGAUACAUCAAAGUCCUAUCGCAAACCAGAAUGGGUAACUCGCAUGGAAGAUCUGAAGCAGGCUAUGUCAGGCGAACCUACUAAACCCAAAUUCACACAAGAAAUUGUCAACUCACGAGUACGGGAAAUGGAAACCAUUACCUUCACAGCAACGUUUAUUGGUAACCCAAAGCCUGAGAUAACCUGGUACCACAAUAACAAGAUUAUACGCCAACAUGCAUCAUAUCAGAUGAGAGUUCGUAACGACAAGGCUAUUUUGACCAUUGUCCAAGCCAGACCUGAAGUUAAGGGAGAGUACUCCUGUCGGGCUGCGAAUCCUGUGGGUGAAGACUUCACCCGGGCCAAGCUGGAAGUCAUUGAACUCACCUAUGAAGAAAAGAUGAAAGUAGAAGAUGAAAGAUACGCAGCCGUUCAGAUUCAACACGCAGCAGAGCACAUGAAGGAAAAAGAAAGGGAGCGCGCGCAGAAGCAGAGACAAGUACACCAGGAAGCGAUGGAGAGACUUAAACAGAGCAAAGUGGAUCGUACAGCACAACGAGAAAAAGAACUAGAAGAGGCUAAACAGAAUGUUUGGAGGCCAAAGAUCGAGGAAAAGAAAGUCAAGGUCUUCAAGACCCCCAAAGACCGCCGGGUUGCUGAAGUGUACACGAACUGGAAGACUCCCAUUGCUCUUGAAGAACAUUAUCCAGAAAUUCAACCAAGUGAAUUUGCACCGAACCAGAUUCCUGGUGUCAAGUGUUUCGUGAAGGUUUCAGAAACAUCUGUCAAGGGUGAAGAAGUUGUUCGAGAAGUUGCUCCUCAGUUCUUUGAGGACGAGCAAGUUAUCAAUGAGUUGGCCAAAGUACAUACAAUGUUGAAGAAUAAUGUUAGGGUUAAUGAAAUUUGGUCAAUGUUCCGAGCUGGUGAGUUUAAGGCUCUUCAGCAACCAAGCAUCCAGACUGCUCUUGUUAAGAUUUGUGAGCAUAUUGGUCACCAAAGGAAUGUGUCUAUUGUACUUGCCCAAGAAACUCAAGAACAGGCUGCGAAGCACCCAGUUGGUCUCAAGGCCUUCUUGCGUAUGGUCAAACAUGCCAAGAAUAUCAAACCUGAGACUCUCUUCAAUGAUGUUAUUCCAAGGGAAAUGGGCAAGUUCUCUUCAACCACUCAGGAGUUGACCAAGGUUUCUCAGAUGAUAAACCAAGGAAUCGAGACAGAGGAGAUUAUCGCAUACUGCGAAGCGGGCAAGCUGCCUGCGUUGAAGAAGCCGGAGACCCAGCAACCUCUUAUCAACAUCGUGGAGAAGCAUGGACACUCCGUCAUGGUUGCACAGGUGUUGGUAGAGGAGGCUUACCGUGAUGCAAAGGAAGAUAGAGUGUUGGCACAGAAAGCGUGGCAGGUGAUCCAUGAGCAGGAGAUGGAGAUCGCUCAGGUAUCCGAGACUAAGACAGAAACCAAACCAACACCUGCUCCAGUAGAACCAAAACCAACACCAGUUCCAGAAGAGCCAAAACCAACACCUGUACAAGAAGAACCAAAACCAACACCUGUACAAGCAGAACCAAAACCAACACCUGUUCCUGAAGAACCAAAACCAACACCUGUAAAAGCAGAACCAAAACCAACACCUGUUCCAGAAGAGCCAAAACCAACACCUGUACGAGCAGAACCAAAACCAACACCUGUUCCAGAAGAACCAAAACCAACACCUGUAAAAGCAGAACCAAAACCAACACCUGUUCCAGAAGAACCAAAACCAACACCUGUAAAAGCAGAACAAAAACCAACACCUGUUCUAGAAGAGCCAAAACCAACACCUGUACAAGCAGAACCAAAACCAACACCUGUUCCAGAAGAGCCAAAACCAACACCUGUACAAGCAGAACCCAAACCAACAGUUGAAGUUGAGCCUAAACCAACAACACCUGCUCCGGCAGAGCCCAAAGAAACACCAAAACCAGCAGCAAAACCAACACGUAAGGUCAAAACUAAACCAAAGAGUAAGCCUGUUCAGAUUCCACAGGAACCCAAAGACCAGGAAGACAAACAAACAGAACAGGCAGACGUUGUUAUACUUGAACAGAUGGAACAAAUUAAACAAACAAUGGAACAGAUUCUAGGUGAGACACAACCAACACAGCAGCAGAAGCCCCAAGAAGAAUAUACUCAAAUAAUACAGACUCAACAUAUUGAUGAAUAUACUCAACCUACAACUAUUCCAGAGUAUCAAGAACGUCAGGUGACACAGGAGACGACACAGAUUAUCCAAGAACAGCCCAUUCAAGUUAUCCAACAAAUUACACCUCAGGUUAUUCAGGAAACGACACAGCAGAUUACACAGCCGUUCCAACAAGAAGAAGUUGUCACGAAAACAGUUACCACGGAAGAAAUUAUUGAACCUAAACGCAAAGUGAUUAAAAAGAAAACUGUGACCAAGGUAAAGCCUCAGGUCACUGUGGAACAUAAAGAGGAAGUCACUGUGUUCCAGCAGCCUCAGGAAAGCAGGCAAGAGGUUGUUACCUCUGAACAUUCGGAAGUUAUAAAACAAGUCACUGUGCAACGCCCUCAAGUUAUACAACAAGAGGAAGUGACCUUGCAGGAACCUCAAGUUACACAACAAGUAACUGAGGUCACGAGCCAUGUUGUGCAAGAAAUUGCAAAAGUAUCUGAAAUCCCCGAAGUCGUGCAGAAAACAACAGUUAUCCAACAGCCCACCCUCGUACAGCAAGAGAUAAUAGCAGAACAGAAACCUGAAGUAAUAAAAGAAGUCAUAACUACAGUGCAGACAGACAAGGCUCAAGAAAUUUGUGAACCAGAAGUUUUGCAAACUACAACACUCGUUCAAAGACCAGUCUUUAUCCAUGAAGAGACUGUUGUUACACAGCUCCCAGAAUCCGUUGAAGAAGUUACUACUAAGGUGGUAACUAAGAAGACAGAGAUUGUACAAGAACCUGAGAAGGUUACCAAGGUAGAAACAAAGGAGGCUGAGGUUGUACAAAAACCUGAGGAGGUUACUAAGGUGGUAACAAAGGAGGCUGAGGAAGUUACUAAGGUGGUAACAAAGAAGAAGAAAAAGGUAGUAAAAGAACCUAAAUUAAUUGAGAAAACAGUCGAGGAGGCUGAGGUUGUACAGAAACCUGAGGAAGUUACUAAGGUAGUAACAAAGGAGCCUGAGGUUGUACAGAAACCUGAGGAAGUUACUAAGGUAGUAACAAAGGAGACUGAGGAAGUUACUAAAGUGGUAACAAAGGAGGAUGAGGUUGUACAAGAACCUGAGGAGGUUACUAAGGUGGUAACAAAAGAGACUGAGGUUAUAGAAAAGCCUGAGGAAGUUACUAAGGUGGUAACAAAGGAGCCUGAGGUUGUACAAAAACCUGAGGAAGUUACUAAGGUAGUAACAAAGGAGACUGAGGAAGUUACUAAAGUGGUAACAAAGGAAACUGAGGUUAUAGAAAAGCCUGAGGAAGUUACUAAGGUGGUAACAAAAGAGGCUGAGGUUGUACAAAAACCUGAGGAAGUUACUAAGGUAGUAACAAAGGAGACUGAGGAAGUUACUAAAGUGGUAACAAAGGAAACUGAGGUUAUAGAAAAACCUGAGGAGGUUACUAAGGUGGUAACAAAAGAGACUGAGGUUAUAGAAGAACCUGAGCAAGUUACUAAAGUGGUAACAAAGAAGAAGAAAAAGGUAGUAAAAGAACCUAAAUCAGUUGAGAAAACAGCCGAGGAACAGGUGACGACUGUUGAGCAACACACACAACAGCAAGCUGUGCUGCAGCAACAGGAGAUACAAAUAACACAAACUGUUCAGAGAGAGGCUGCUGUUAUGCAGCAAGAACAGGUGACCAAACAAACGGAACAAACACAACAAGUGACUCAGCUCAUCCAACAAACACAACAGGCAGUUGAGGAAGUGUCACAAGUCACAGUACAGAAACAAAAACGCGUAAAGCAGAUGACACCACAGGCGGAGACCGAGACACAGCAACAGACCAUUGAACAGCAGAAACUGACUACUGUUACCCAAGCCCCACUCACAUUGCUCACGGAAACGUCUCAAGAAGAAACUGUUCCAGAAUACAAGGCAGACACACUACAGCUAGCACCCACGCCAACACCUUCACAGGCUGAGGAAAUCAAGGAGGUGGCUGAACCCAUACACAAGGCUGAAGCCACACAGGUUCACACAGAAAUGUGUGUUCCGGGCUUUAAGGCUUUGAUUCGCUUAGCCACGGACAACCAAGUAGACCUUGAGACUGUUGAGCUGAAACCCACUGAGAAGACAACGUUUUCUAAAGAUAUAGCAAAGUUGAGCUUCCACUUGAAGAAAGGGGUGCAAGUUAAUGAACUUCUGACCAUGAUGAAAGAGGGCGAGUUUGUCGCUCUUAAGCGCACAGAACACCAGGCCAAACUACUCGAAGUGGCAGACCGUCUGGAACAUGCCACGGUGCACAAGGUGCUGGUACAGGAGGCUAAAGACAGAUGCGAUAGCAAUGUUGGUCUAAAGUCGGUAAUGCGUACGAUUGAAACUGGCAAAGAAUCAAUGGAACAAGUGAUAAUGGAUGUUUCCAAGGAAUUUGGGCCAUCUUCAGAGCCAGUAAAAGAGAUCGCUGCAAUUGGACACCUUCUACAAGAGGGUGUAAAAUGUAGCGAAGUUAUCUCAUUGGUUGAAUCUGGUUUAUUGCCUAGUUUAAAGAAGCCCGAAUCACAGGUGCCUCUUGUGUCUAUGGUAGCUGAUAAAGGUCACAUUGGCAGUAUUUGUGAAGUGUUAGUGGGAGAAUCAGUGAAGGAUAUACACAAAUUAAAGCCUAAAGAAGAAGCUGCUCGUAUGUCCGAGGUCAAGGAAAUGCUCAAGAAGGCCAAAAUUGAAACAGUGGAUGUAAAGACAUUCGCAUCGGAGAUGGUACCAGGCGUGAAGGCCUAUGUGCGUAUGGCUCAAGAGGAUACUGUCAACAUUGAUGAGGUUGUCCAGAAGGCCAACUUGGAGCCCAAACUGAGGGAAGAAGUAGCCAAAAUUGGCAUGAUGGUAAAACAUGGGGUGAUGGCUCAGGAUGUGAUCGCUCUCAUGGAAGCUGGCGAUUUCCCCGAGCUUAUGAAGCAAGAAGCUCAAGCUAAACUUUUGACUGUUGUUGAGGAAUUUGGUUUUAAAGCAUUGGUCAACCAGGUUAUGACUGAACAAGUGGAGCAGGCCAUCCAGAAGACUGAUAAAACCAUCGGAGUUAAGACCUUCAUGCGCAUGCUUGAGCAAGCUGAUGUUAACGUGGAGGAGAUAAUAUCAGAACAAUUCCCCAAGGAAUUUGAUUCUGAAACACAAACACCGGUAUCUAAAGAGAUGGCCAAAGUUAGUCUAAUGCUCAAGGAAGGAGUUCAAUCCCAAGAAAUACUGUCUAUGAUAGACGCUGGAGAACUACCAAAUCUGGGUCGCCCUGAAGCGCAGAUGCCUCUCAUUCAUAUGGUCGAAGAGCAGGGACACACUGCAUUAAUCUGCCAGGUUCUGAUUGAAGACUCAGUCAGAGACAUCAUACAAGAACUUCCCAAGGUAGACGUAGCAACUGUAUCUUCAGUUGAGAUCCUCCAGUCGGCAACUACAUCUAAGGUUGAAGUCAAAGCUAAGGAAAGACGGCAAGUCCAGGAGAUCAUUGAAUCCACUCAAGGUAACAUUGUAUUGGAACAAGCUACACAUGUCUCUGGCUCUCAGGAAGUCGUUGUCGAGACUGUAGCUGAAGAGGUCAUCAAGCAGACUCCACAGACAAAACAAGCACACCCAUUAUUUGAUACGCAAGAAACUAUUUCUGUGACGCAAGUGUCCGUUCUUAACCAAACAGAGCUCUUGGAUGACGUUACCAAGCCUAUGCCUGUAGUCGCACAGCCAGGACACGUGACCCAGCAGAGCAUUCACGUGGAGGAGGCUGAUUUACGUGAAUCUUCCUCAUCCGUUACGUUUGAGAAAACUACUGAACGAACAGCUACGACAGUGUUUGAUGAAAGAGAGCAUGUUACUGUUUCAGAAGUCAAAUCGAAUGAACUUCCAAUGGAUCUGUACGAGAAAAUUGUUGAAGGAAAAGCGAUACCCGUUAUAAAGCCUCUUGAAACUGUCACUGUCUCCUCUGUAACUCUAGCUGAACAGUAUGAAGAAACUGAGAGUCAUAAACCAAAAUUGGAGAAAGCUGAACCUAUUACAACGCCACAACAGUGUGCUUCUACUGAAGAGACCGAAGUUCAUGAAAGUUCUGGAAUAAUAGAAAUCAAACGUCCAACAGAAGAAAAGGCUACAACUCAUGUAUCAAAACGUGAAUCUGUCAUGGUCUCAGAGGUGAAAGCAGAAGAAAAGCCAAUUUCACUAAGAGAUAGAACACCUUCUCAAGAGAGAGCAAAGAGAGUUAUGUCUAAACAAAAGCAUGUUAUUGUAUCAGAAACGUCAACUUCAGAAGCUCCAGGAUUUGUCCAGCAUAUCAAACCUAUUGAAGAUAAAGCUAAAACAGUUUUAUCUCAAAGGGUAUCGGUUAUAGUAUCAGAGGUACGACCUGAGGAGGGUACACGGACAGCCAAACCAAGAACACCAUCACAGGAACGAGCUCGAAAGGUACUUUCUCAAAAAGAAUCUUUCGUCGUUGAGGAAGUCAAAGUCCACGAGGUGCCUAAAGAUCUCCCUAAAGGUAAACCUAAGACCGAUAAAGCAAAGAAGGUAAUGCCACAACAGGAAUCUAUCACAGUUCAGGAAACAAGAGUUGAGGCACAUGCAGGUGACCUUUCACACACAAUGCCUAAAGAGGAGAAGGCCAUGCAAAUCCUACUUAACCAGUCAUCUUUAUCUGUAUCCGAAAUCUCAAGUCAAGAAAUGCCUGUGCAAAUGCCCGAAUACAAGCCAGAGAAAACACAAUCUGCGAAGACCAAAAUAGACCACAGGGAAGUAGUUACAAUCUCUGAGGUGACAGCUGAUGAAGUGCCUCAUAUUGUCCCUGAGGAAAAGCGGAAAACAGAAACGGCAAAUAUGAUUCUACCAGACACAAGAGAAACAAUCCAGAUUUCUGAAGUUUCAGCUCAAGAAUCAUCAGAAAGUGUCGUACAAGUAAAGACAAAAGAAGAAUAUGCUCAAGUGGUUGUUAAGCCGACUGAGUCCAUCAGUGUUUCACAGACACAGGUUCAUGAGUCAGUUGAUGACGUUCGUGUAGCAAAACUUAAGGAAGAAAAAGCUUUAACAAUCCUUCCACAACAAGAUUCCAUUACAGUGCAGGAGAUAAGUGUUAAGGAGGCCCCACAAGAUAUUAAAGACCACAAACCUAAAACUGAACAGGCUAAGUCCAUAUUGUCACCACGAGAGUCAAUUGCAGUUGAGGAGAUCAACGUCAAAGAAAGCCCUGUAUCAGUAGAUGACGUGAAGCCAAAAACAGAACAAGCAAAAUCUAUUAUUUCGCCUCAUGAAUCACUUACUGUUGAAGAAGUAACAGUAAAGGAAACUCCAAAAGAUAUUAGCGAGGUGAAACCUAAAUCACAGACAGCCAAGUCAAUUUGGUCUGAGCAGGAGUCCAUUUCUGUUCAAGAAGUUACAGUAAAGGAUGCUCCAGGAUCAGUGAAAGAUGACAAGCCAAAAACAGAGACAGCAACAUCAAUUAUUUCGCCCCACGAGUCACUUACUGUCCAAGAGGUGUCUGUCAAAGAAGCGCCAGGAGAUAUUAAAGAUGACAAGCCAAAAGAAGAACGAGCUACUUCAAUCUUGUCUCCUCAGGAAUCGAUCGCUGUUCAAGAGGUAUCUGUUAGAGAAGCUCCUGGGUCAGUGAAGGAUAGUAUUCCAAAGAAGGAACAAGCUACGUCUAUUAUUUCUACUCAUGAAUCGGUCACUGUUCAUGAAGUGACAGUGAAAGAGGAACCAAAAGAUAUAUCAGAUAAGAAGCCAAAGACAGAAAAGGCAACUUCAAUUUUAUCAGAACAGGAGUCCAUUUCUGUGGAAGAAGUCUCUGUAAAAGAGGCUCCUGGCUCGGUGAAAGAUUUGAAACUGAAGACAGAACAAGCAGCCUCAAUUAUUUCCCCGCACGAGUCACUAACUGUUCAAGAAGUAACAGUGAAGGAAGCUCCAGUAGAAAUUACUGACAAAAAGCCAAAGGAGGAAAAAGCGACUUCAAUAUUGUCUCAACAAGAAUCGAUUGCUGUGCAGGAGGUUUCAGUGAAAGAAGCUCCUUAUUCGAUGGAGGAAGACAAACCAAAGGCUGAGAAAGCCACAUCAAUCAUUUCUCCACAUCAGUCGCUUACCAUCGAGGAGGUCACAGUAAAAGAAGCUUCAGGAAAUAUAAGUGAUAAGAAACCUAAAACAGAGAAAGCAAUUUCAAUAUUGUCUGAACAGGAAUCCAUAUCUGUCCAAGAAGUCUCAGUGAAAGAAGCUCCGGGAUCAGUUAAGGAAACAAAACCCAAAACAGAGCAAGCAACCUCAGUUAUAUCACCACAUGAAUCCCUUACUGUUCAUGAGGUGUCUGUUGGAGAAGCCCAUCAGGACUUAAGUGACCAAAAGCUUAAGACUGAAAAGGCAACUUCAGUUCUCUCUGAACAAGAGUCUAUUUCUAUUCAAGAGAUUUUGGUAAAAGAUGCUCCGGGCUCGGUAAAAGAUAUUAAGCCAAAGUCAGAGCAAGCAACAUCUAUUAUUUCUCCUCACGAAUCAUUGACAGUCCAGGAAGUAUCAGUUAAGGAAUCUCCAUCAGAGAUCAGUGAUAAAAGACCAAAGUCAGAAAAGGCAACAUCCAUAUUAUCUGAACAGGAAUCUAUCUCUGUUCAUGAAAUAUCUGUGAAAGACGCUCCUGGAUCAAUGAAAGAUGCAAAGCCUAAGACUGAGCAAGCAACAUCUGUCAUUUCUCCUCACGAAUCACUGACUGUCCAGGAAGUAUCAGUUAAGGAAUCUUCAACAGAGAUCAGUGAUAAAAGACCAAAGUCAGAAAAGGCAACUUCCAUAUUGUCUGAACAAGAGUCCAUCUCUGUUCAAGAAAUCUCAGUUAAAGAUGCUCCGGGAUCAAUAAAAGAUGCAAAGCCUAAGACGGAGCAAGCUACCUCUAUCAUUUCUCCACACGAGUCGCUCACUAUUCAAGAAGUAUCAGUUAAAGAAACACCAACAGACAUUAGUGACCGAAAACCAAAAACGGAGAAAGCAACUUCAAUAUUAUCUGAACAAGAAUCUAUUUCUGUUCAAGAAGUAUCAGUAAAAGAAGCUCCUGGUACAGUGGAAACUGCCAAGCCAAAGACCGAGCAAGCAACAUCAAUUAUUUCUCCACACGAAUCAAUUUCCAUUCAAGAAAUAUCUGUGAAGGAAGCUCCCACUGACAUAAGUGACAAAAAGCCAAAAUCCGAGAAAGCGACAUCAAUUUUGUCAGAACAAGAAUCGAUUGCUGUGCAGGAGGUGUCUGUGAAAGAAGCCCCAGGCUCGAUAGAAGAAGCAAAGCCUAAAACAGAAUACGCAAAAUCCUCCAUUUCUCCACACGAAUCGCUUACAGUUCAAGAAGUGUUAGUGAAGGAAGCGUCAGCAGACAUCAGUGACAAGAAGCCACAGACAGGAAAAGCAACUUCCAUAUUGUCUGAGCAGGAAUCAAUUGCAGUACAAGAAGUGUCCGUUAAAGAGGCGCCUGGAAGAGUGGAAGAUGUUAAACCCAAAACUGAGCAAGCAACAUCUAUUCUUUCUGAACACCAGUCACUUACUGUUCAAGAGGUCACAGUGAAGGGAGACUCUGCUGAAAUAAGUGAUAAAAAACCAAAGACUGAGAAAGCAAUUUCAAUUUUAUCUGAACAGCAGUCUAUUUCAGUCCAGGAAAUCACUGUGAAAGAAGCUCCUGGAUCUGUGAAAGAAGACAAGCUGAAACCAGAACAAGCAACAUCGGUCAUAUCACCACUUGAAUCACUCACUGUUCAAGAGGUAUCAGUGAAAGAAUCUUCUGGAGACAUAAGUGAUAGAAGACCAAAAACAGAGAAAGCAACGUCAAUAUUCUCAGAACAGGAAUCAAUUUCUGUUCAAGAAAUUUCCGUGAAGGAAGCUCCAGGAACCGUGGCAGAUGUCAAGCCCAAAGAAGAGCAGGCAACGUCUAUCAUUUCUGAACACCAGUCGCUUACUGUUCAGGAGGUAACAGUUAAAGAAAUUCCAACAGACAUAAGUGACAAAAAGCCUAAGUCAGAGAAGGCAACUUCCAUAUUGUCUGAACAGGAGUCCAUCUCUGUCCACGAAGUGUCGGUAAAAGACGCUCCUGGUUCCAUGAAAGAUGCUAAGCCAAAGACUGAGCAAGCAACAUCUGUCAUUUCUCCUCACGAAUCACUGACUGUCCAGGAAGUAUCGGUUAGGGAAGUUCCAACAGAGAUCAGUGACAAAAAACCAAAGUCAGAAAAGGCAACAUCCAUAUUGUCUGAACAAGAGUCCAUCUCUGUUCAAGAAAUAUCUGUGAAAGAAGCUCCAGGUUCCAUGAAAGAUGCGAAGCCAAAAACUGAGCAAGCAACAUCUGUCAUUUCUCCUCACGAAUCACUGACAGUCCAGGAAGUGUCUGUUAAGGAAGCUCCAACAGAAUUAAGUGACAGAAAACCCAAAGAAGAGAAAGCAACUUCAAUAUUAUCUGAACAGGAAUCCAUCUCUGUCCAAGAAGUAUCGGUGAAAGAAGCUCCUGGAUCUGUAAAAGAUUUAAAACUAAAGACGGAACAAGCCACUUCUGUCAUUUCUCCUCACGAAUCACUGACCGUCCAAGAGGUAUCUGUUAAAGAAGCUCCAACAGAGAUCAGUGACAAAAAGCCAAAGACAGAACAAGCAACAUCUAUAUUAUCUGAACAGGAAUCCAUUUCCAUCCAGGAAAUAUCUGUGAAAGAAGCGCCUGGUUCCCUGAAAGAUGAGAAGCCCAAGUCAGAGCAAGCAACAUCCAUCCUUUCUGAACAUCAGUCACUCACUGUUCAAGAAGUUACGGUGAAGGAAGCUCCGGCAGAUAUAAGUGAUGUGAAGCCCAAGACUGAAAAAGCAACAUCAAUUUUGUCUGAACAAGAGUCCAUCUCUGUUCAAGAAAUAUCUGUGAAAGAAGCUCCAGGUUCAAUGAAAGAUGCAAAGCCUAAGACUGAGCAAGCAACAUCUGUCAUUUCUCCUCACGAAUCACUGACUGUCCAGGAAGUGUCGGUUAAGGAAGUUCCAACAGAGAUCAGUGACAAAAAACCAAAGUCAGAAAAGGCAACUUCAAUAUUGUCAGAACAAGAAUCCAUCUCUGUCCACGAAGUGUCGGUGAAAGAAUCUCCUGGUUCCAUGAAAGAUGCUAAGCCAAAGACUGAGCAAGCAACAUCUGUAAUUUCUCCUCACGAGUCACUGACUGUCCAGGAAGUGUCUGUUAAGGAAUCUCCAACAGAAUUAAGUGACAAAAAGCCUAAGGAAGAGAAAGCAACUUCAAUUUUGUCUGAACAGGAAUCCAUUUCUAUUCAAGAAGUGUCUGUGAAAGAAGUUCCUGAAUCGAUGAAAGAUCUGAAACCAAAGACAGAACAAGCAACAUCUGUUAUUUCAGAACUCUUGUCCCUUUCUGUUCAAGAGGUAUCAGUGAAAGAAUCCCCUGGAGAUCUUAGUGAUAAAAAACCAAAGACAGAAAAGGCAACUUCCAUUCUGUCCGAACAGGAGUCUAUCUCUGUCCAGGAAAUAUCUGUUAAAGAAGCUCCUGGUUCAGUGGAAGAAGUUAAGCCAAAGACUGAACAAGCAACAUCCAUUAUUUCCCCACAUAUGUCAUUAACAGUUCAGGAGGUAACAGUAAAGGAAGUUCCAGCAGAUAUAAGUGAUGUAAAACCAAAGUCAGAAAAGGCAACUUCAAUAUUGUCUGAACAAGAGUCCAUCUCUGUUCAAGAAAUAUCUGUGAAAGAAGCUCCUGGUUCAAUGAAAGAUGCCAAGCCAAAGACUGAACAAGCAACAUCUGUCAUUUCUCCUCACGAAUCACUUACUGUCCAGGAAGUGUCGGUUAGGGAAGUUCCAACAGAGAUCAGUGACAAAAAACCAAAAUCAGAAAAGGCAACUUCUAUAUUGUCGGAACAGGAGUCCAUCUCUGUUCAAGAAAUCUCUGUGAAAGAAGCUCCAGAAUCAAUGAAAGAUGCAAAGCCAAAGACUGAGCAAGCAACAUCUGUAAUUUCUCCUCACGAAUCACUGACAGUCCAGGAAGUGUCUGUUAAGGAAGUUCCAACAGAGAUCAGUGACAAAAAACCAAAGACAGAGAAGGCAACUUCCAUAUUAUCUGAACAAGAAUCCAUCUCUGUCCAAGAAGUAUCGGUGAAAGAAGCUCCUGGAUCUGUAAAAGACUUAAAACCAAAGACGGAACAAGCCACUUCUGUCAUUUCUCCUCACGAAUCACUGACCGUCCAAGAGGUAUCUGUUAAAGAAGCUCCGACAGAGAUCAGUGACAAAAAGCCAAAGACAGAACAAGCAACAUCUGUAUUAUCUGAACAGGAAUCCAUUUCCAUCCAGGAAAUAUCUGUGAAAGAAGCGCCUGGUUCCCUGAAAGAUGAGAAGCCCAAGUCAGAGCAAGCAACAUCCAUCCUUUCUGAACAUCAGUCACUCACUGUUCAAGAGGUUACGGUGAAGGAAGCUCCAGCAGAUAUAAGUGAUGUGAAGCCCAAGACAGAAAAAGCAACAUCAAUUUUGUCUGAACAAGAGUCCAUCUCUGUUCAAGAAAUAUCUGUGAAAGAAGCUCCAGGUUCAAUGAAAGAUGCUAAGCCAAAGACUGAGCAAGCAACAUCUGUCAUUUCUCCUCACGAAUCACUAACUGUCCAGGAAGUGUCGGUUAGAGAAGUUCCAACAGAGAUCAGUGACAAAAAACCAAAGUCAGAAAAGGCAACUUCAAUAUUGUCUGAACAAGAGUCCAUCUCUGUUCAAGAAAUAUCUGUGAAAGAAGCUCCAGGUUCAAUGAAAGAUGCCAAGCCAAAGACUGAACAAGCAACAUCUGUCAUUUCUCCUCACGAAUCACUGACAGUCCAGGAAGUGUCUGUUAAGGAAGCUCCAACAGAAUUAAGUGACAGAAAACCCAAAGAAGAGAAAGCAACUUCAAUAUUAUCUGAACAGGAAUCCAUUUCUGUUCAAGAAGUGUCAGUGAAAGAAGCUCCUGAAUCGAUGAAAGAGGCAAAACCAAGGACAGAACAAGCAACAUCUGUUAUUUCAGAACUUCUGUCCCUUUCUGUCCAGGAAGUAUCGGUGAAAGAAUCUCCUGAAGAUUUUAGUGACAAAAAACCAAAGACAGAAAAGGCAACUUCCAUUCUGUCCGAACAGGAGUCUAUCUCUGUCCAGGAAAUAUCUGUUAAAGAAGCUCCUGGUUCAGUGGAAGAAGUUAAGCCAAAGACUGAACAAGCAACAUCCAUUAUUUCCCCACAUAUGUCAUUAACAGUUCAGGAGGUAACAGUAAAGGAAGUUCCAGCAGAUAUAAGUGAUGUAAAACCAAAGUCAGAAAAGGCAACUUCCAUAUUGUCUGAACAAGAGUCCAUCUCUGUUCAAGAAAUAUCUGUGAAAGAAGCUCCUGGUUCAAUGAAAGAUGCCAAGCCAAAGACUGAGCAAGCAACAUCUGUUAUUUCUCCUCACGAAUCACUUACUGUCCAGGAAGUGUCGGUAAGGGAAGUUCCAACAGAGAUCAGUGACAAAAAACCAAAGACAGAAAAGGCAACUUCAAUAUUGUCAGAACAAGAGUCUAUCUCUGUUCAAGAAAUAUCUGUGAAAGAAGCUCCUGGUUCAAUGAAAGAUGCGAAGCCAAAGACUGAACAAGCAACAUCUGUUAUUUCUCCUCACGAAUCACUUACUGUCCAGGAAGUGUCGGUUAGGGAAGUUCCAACAGAGAUCAGUGACAAAAAACCAAAGUCAGAAAAGGCAACUUCCAUAUUGUCAGAACAAGAGUCCAUCUCUGUCCAAGAAAUAUCUGUGAAAGAAGCUCCUGAAUCGAUGAAAGAUGCUAAGCCAAAGACUGAGCAAGCAACAUCUGUCAUUUCUCCUCACGAAUCACUGACCGUCCAGGAAGUGUCUGUUAAGGAACUUCCCACGGAGAUCAGUGACAAAAAACCAAAGACAGAAAAGGCAACUUCUAUAUUGUCUGAACAGGAGUCUAUCUCAGUUCAAGAAAUAUCUGUGAAAGAAGCUCCUGGAUCAAUGAAAGAUGCUAAACCAAAGACUGAGCAAGCAACAUCUGUCAUUUCUCCUCACGAGUCACUGACUGUCCAGGAAGUGUCUGUUAAAGAAGUUCCAACUGACAUAAGUGAAACAAAACCAAAAACAGAGAAAGCAACUUCAAUAUUAUCUGAACAGGAAUCCAUUUCUAUCCAAGAAGUGUCAGUGAAAGAAGCUACAGGAUCAAUGAAAGAUGCAAAGCCAAAGACAGAACAAGCAACGUCUGUUAUUUCUGAACUUUUGUCACUUACAGUUCAAGAAGUAUCAGUGAAAGAAUCUCCUGAAGAUUUUAGUGAUAGGAAACCAAAGACAGAGACAGCAACUUCUAUUUUGUCUGAGCAGGAAUCUAUUUCUGUUCAAGAAAUUUCUGUUAAAGAGGCUCCAUGUUCAAUGGAAGAAGUGAAGCCAAAAACAGAACAAGCAACAACAAUUAUUUCCCAGCACGAAUCUUUAACAGUUCAAGAAGUAGCUGUGAAAGAGGUUCCUACUGAUAUAAGUGAUAAAAAACCACAAACACAACAGGCAACAUCAGUAUUCUCUCCUCAAGAAUCUAUUUCUGUUCAAGAGGUUUCUGUGAAAGAGGCUCCUGGUGCAGUUAAAGAUUCUAAGCCUAAAACAGAACAUGCAAAAUCUACCAUCUCUCCACUUGAAUCACUUACUGUUCAGGAAAUAACAGUAAAGGAAUCUCCCAGAGAUAUAGAGGAGUUGAAACCAAAAACUGAGAAAGCAACUUCUGUAUUAUCUGAGCAAGAGUCUAUAUCUGUUGAGGAGAUUUUGGUGAAAGAUGUUCCUGGAUCAAUGGAUGAUUUGAAGUUCCAUACAGAACAGGCAACCUCAGUUAUUUCCCCUCACCAAUCACUUACUGUUGAAGAGAUCACUGUAAAGGAAACUCCAAAAGAUUUAGCUGAUGAAAAACCUAAAACAGAGAUUGCCAAAUCCCUUCUGCUGCCACAGGAUUCCAUAGCUGUACAGGAGGUCUCGGUUAAAGAGGCUCCAGUUGAUAUUAAAGAACUGAAGCCAAAAUCCGAAACAGCAAAACCAGUUGUGAGUACCCAGGAAUCUCUUUCAGUAAGUGAGGUUCAAGUUGAAGGACAGACUCAAGAAAUGGUUACUCCGAAACAGAUAAGUGAAACUGCAAGGGUUAGUGUCACAAAGAAAGACUCUGUUCAGGUUCUUGAGGUGUCUUCAGAACUCGCUCCAGAUGAUAUUCCCGAAACCAGGUUGAUUGAAGACAAAGCAAAGGUUACUGUCACUGAGAAUUUGCAGCGUGCAGAUCAGGAAGAUGUAAUUGUUUUAAGAGGCCCUACAAAGGAAAAGAAAAUAAUAGAAGUCGUUGAAGAAUCAGAUGAAGAACUUGUUAAAGAAAUACCUGAGGUGAAGGAAGAGGAAAUUGUUGAGGAACAAUUUAAGCUAAAACCCAAAACUAAAAAGAAGGUCAAAGAAGAGAUCACCGAGGAAGUCAUAAUCAAGAAACCAGAGGAGAAAGAAGAAGUCAUCGAGGAAGUAAUUAAGAAGCCAGAUGAGAUAGAAGUCACUGAAGAGGUGAUGAUCAAGAAAAAACCAAAGAAAAAGACUGAAGUUACAACUGAAGAAGUUGUCGAAGAAGUCACAAUAAAGAAACCAGAGGUUAUUGAAGAAGUAACAGUUAAAAAACCAGAAGAAAAGAUUGAGGAAAUUACAGAGGAAGUGACCAUCAAGAAACCAGAAGAGAAGGUUGUUGAAGAAAUCACUGAGGAAGUGCAGAUAAAGAAGAAGCCCAAGAAGAAACCUGAACCGAAAAUUGAAGAAGUAACUGAAGAAGUUACACUAAAGAAACCAGAGGAGAAGAUUGCCGAAGAAGUCACCGAAGAAAUAGUCGUCAAGAAACCAGAAGAGAAGGUUGAAGAAGUGACUGAGGAAGUACAGAUCAAGAGGAAACCAAAGAAGAAACCUGAACCCAAAAUUGAAGAAGUUACCGAAGAAGUCACAAUUAAGAAACCAGAGGAGGUUACUGAAGAAGUAGUCAUUAAAAAGCCAGAAGAGGUGGUUCAUGAAGAAGUCUCUGAAGAAGUAACCAUUAAGAAACCGGAGGAGAAGGUUGUCGAAGAAGUCACUGAGGAAGUGCAGAUAAAGAAGAAGCCCAAGAAGACACCUGAACCAAAGAUUGAAGAAGUUACUGAAGAAGUUACAUUAAAGAAACCAGAGGAGAAGGUUGUUGAAGAAGUCACUGAGGAAGUGAAGAUCAAGAGGAAACCAAAGAAGAAACCUGAACCAAAGAUUGAAGAAGUUACUGAAGAAGUCACAAUCAAGAAACCAGAGGAGAAAGUUAUUGAGGAAGUCACUGAAGAGGUAGUCAUCAAGAAACCAGAGGAGAAGGUUCAUGAGGAGGUCUCUGAGGAAGUAACCAUCAAGAAACCGGAAGAAAAGAUCGUUGAAGAAGUCACUGAAGAAGUGAAGAUCAAGAGAAAACCAAAGAAGAAGCCUGAACCAAAGAUUGAAGAAGUUACAGAAGAAGUCACACUCAAGAAACCCGAAGAGAAGGUUAUCGAAGAAGUCACUGAAGAAGUAGUAAUUAGGAAGCCUGAAGAGAAGGUGGUUGAAGAAGUCUCUGAAGAAGUAACCAUCAAGAAACCAGAGGAGAAGGUUGUUGAAGAAGUCACUGAAGAAGUCAAGAUCAAGAGAAAACCAAAGAAGAAGCCUGAACCAAAGAUUGAAGAAGUUACAGAAGAAGUCACACUCAAGAAACCCGAAGAGAAGGUUAUCGAAGAAGUCACUGAAGAAGUAGUAAUUAGGAAGCCUGAAGAGAAGGUGGUUGAAGAAGUCUCUGAAGAAGUAACCAUCAAGAAACCAGAGGAGAAGGUUGUUGAAGAAGUCACUGAAGAAGUGAAGAUCAAGAUGAAACCGAAGAAGAAACCUGAACCAAAGAUUGAAGAAGUUACAGAGGAAGUCACUAUCAAGAAACCAGAAGAAAAGGUUGAAGAAGUCACUGAAGAAGUGAAGAUCAAGAGGAAACCAAAGAAGAAACCUGAACCAAAGAUUGAAGAAGUUACAGAAGAAGUCACAAUAAAAAAACCAAAGGAGAAGGUGGUUGAAGAAGUUACUGAAGAAGUAGUCAUUAAGAAACCAGAAGAGAAGGUACCUGAAGAAGUGUCUGAAGACGUAACCAUCAAGAAACCAGAAGAAAAGGUUGUUGAAGAAGUCACUGAAGAAGUGAAGAUCAAGAUGAAACCGAAGAAGAAACCUGAACCAAAGAUUGAAGAAGUUACCGAAGAAGUCACUAUCAAGAAACCAGAAGAGAAGAUUGACGAAGAAAUCACUGAGGAAGUACAAAUUAAAAGAAAACCAAAAAAGAAACCUGAACCAAAGAUUGAAGAAGUUACAGAAGAAGUCACAAUUAAGAAACCAAAGGAGAAGGUGGUUGAAGAAAUUACUGAAGAAGUAGUCAUCAAGAAACCAGAGGAGAAGGUGCCUGAAGAAGUCUCUGAAGAAGUAACCAUCAAGAAACCAGAAGAAAAGGUUGUUGAAGAAGUCACUGAAGAAGUGAAGAUCAAGAUGAAACCGAAGAAGAAACCUGAACCAAAGAUUGAAGAAGUUACCGAAGAAGUCACUAUCAAGAAACCAGAAGAGAAGAUUGACGAAGAAAUCACUGAGGAAGUACAAAUUAAAAGAAAACCAAAAAAGAAACCUGAACCAAAGAUUGAAGAAGUUACAGAAGAAGUGACUCUCAGAAAGCCUAAAGAAGAGGCUAUUGAAGAAAUAACCGAAGAGGUAACCAUCAAGAAACCGGAGGAAAAGAUAGAAGAGGUUUCUGAGGAAGUAACCAUUAAGAAGCCAGAGGAGAAGGUUGUCGAAGAAGUUACAGAAGAAGUUAAAAUCAAAAUGAAACCAAAGAAAAAGCCUGAAUUUAAGGUUGAGGAAGUUUCCGAAGAGAUUACCAUUAAGAAACCGGAAGAGGAGGUUGCUGAAGAAGUCCAGAUUAGGAAACCAAAGAAAAAAUCUGUCUUCAAGACCGAAGAAAUUAGUGAGGAAAUAACUCUCCAAAAACCAAAAGAGAAGGUUGAAGAAGUAACUGAAGAAGUGACACUUAAGAGGCCUGAAGAGAAAAUCGUUGAAGAAGUGUCUGAAGAAGUGACCAUUAAGAAGCCUGAUGAGAAGGUUGUUGAAGAAGUAACAGAGGAAGUACAGAUCAAAAUGAAACCAAAGAUGAAACCGAAGUAUGAAGUCGAAGAAGUUACAGAGGAAAUGACGAUCAAACAACCAGAAGAAGAGGUUGAAGAAAUUACUGAGGAGGUUAGAUUCAAGCUAAAGCCUAAGAAGAAACCCGAACCUAAAUAUGAGGAAGUUUCUUCAGAGGUAACAAUUAUGAGAAAGCGUGAAGACAAAGUAGAGGAAGUUGUUGAAGAUGUUCAUAUAAAGAUGAAACCAAAAGAGAAACCUCAGGAGAAGUUUGAUGAUGUAUCAGAAGAAAUAACAAUAUCAAAACCUGAAACUAAAGAGCAAGUGACUGAAGAAAUUACUGAAGAUGUGCAGAUAAAGCUGAAACCCAAAAAGAAGCCUGAUAUUAGGACCGAAGAAGUAACUGAGGAAGUCACAAUCAUAAGAAAAGAGGAACCAAGUGAGGAAGAAGAAGAAGAUAUUUCCGAAACUGUUCAGAUUAAGCGAAAACCAAAAAGAAAAAUUACAACCAAGGAAGAAGAAGUUACGGAAGUUACGAUACAGAAACCAAAGCCAAAGGAGGAGCCUGUUGAAGAAGUUACCGAGGAGUUUAUGCUCAAGAGGCCAAAACCAAAGAAACCAGAGGAGCCUCAGCAGGAGGUGUCGGAAGAGGUAACCAUAAAGCAAGAGUCUCCUGAGCCAACUGUAACAGAAGAGGUGACAGAAGAAGUGAGCUUUAGGGUGAAACCCAAAAGGAAGAAGCCAAUUGUUACUGAAGAAAUCAGUGAGGAGUUUACCUUGAGGAAACCGAAGGAGCCAGAGGAAGAAGGGCCUUACGAAGUGAGCGAAGAAGUUACUAUAAAGAGAAAACCAAAGCCCUUCAUAAGAGAAACUCAAGAAAUAUCAGAAGAAGUUGAAAUGAAAUUAACAGAACCUGAAGAUUUCACACAUGAAGAAACAACCGAAGAUGUGAAAAUUAAAAUGAAGCGACCUAAGAAGAAAUAUUCAGUGACAGAGGAAACCAUAGACUCAAAGAUGGUGAUCCAGGAGUCUGAUGAAGAGGAACCAGAGGUUAUAUAUGAGGAAUUAGAAGAUGUGGUAUAUCAAAAGAAAAUAAUCAAAGAUGGCACUGAAAUUGCACAGGAAUUUGUUCAGCUUAGAAAGAAAAAGCCCAAAAAAUCGGUGACAGUUCGAGAUGAAGGGGAAGAAACUGUGGUUAUCAAAAAAUCGAUCACAGACGAGACUGAUGCUGGUCCAAAACACGAAGAUAUUGAAGAGUCGUUCCAAUUAAGGCUGCCAAGAAAAAAGAAGUACAAAGUGGAGGAAGAGGAGGAGGUUGAGGUAGGUGUCAAAAUCAGAAGAGAACCAACAUUCGAGGUUCGGGAAGAUGUAGAAGAAAGCUUCAGAAUAAAAACUAUGGAGCCCGAAGAGGAGCCAGAGGAGGAAUACGAGGAGCGCGACGUUGAGGGUAAAUUCACCUUUGAUCUGCCUAGGAAAAAAAUACAGAAGCGAACCGAGGAAAUUGAAUACACCCAAAAGGUCAAGCUUCCUCCCCUACCCAAACAACCUCCCGUCUUCACCCAAGAGGACGUCCAAAUGCAAAUACAGGUUGCCGCACAGUCGCCAACUGAAGCUCUGGAGAUAGCCCCGCCCCUCUUGGUCAAACCUGGAGACCAACUGCGCGCCACAGUCACCUACGUGGCCGACACUACGCAGGAGAACGCAAUGCAUCUGGUGGAGGGUGAACGCGUCUAUAUUCAGGAGUCGACCAAUAGCGACUGGUGGUUUGUGAGGAAGCACCUCACGCUGGAACAGGGCUACGUGCCGGCCAAGCUGCUGGCCGAUGAGGUCUCCUAUACACACUACGUCCAGAACAAACUCCAGGAGAAAAUCAACAAGCUGCCUGUCUUCGAUAAGUUGAAGAAGGGACAGAAGUCUGAGCCACCGAAAAUGGUCUCCAGAAUUGAACCAUUGAUAGUUGUGGAUGGCCAGGAAGCACAGUUUGUGUGCAAGAUCCAGGGAACUCCAAGACCCAACAUCACCUGGUUCAGGCAGACUGCUAUCAUCAAGCCUUCAGAAGAGUUCCAGGUGUUCUACUCUGAUGACAACACAGCCACGUUAGUUGUGAAGGAAGUGUUCCCUGAAGACGCUGGCAUGUUCACCUGCGUGGCCAAGAACCAAGCUGGCUAUGCUUCCUGUAGCGCCGAACUGGUCGUCGAGGGCCCCAUCAGUGACCACGGCUCCGACUCCAUGGUAGCCUCACGCCGCAGCCUCAGCAGAGAGUCAUCUGUCUGUGACAUUAUGGAAGGCAUUCCUCCAACUUUCGCCAAUAAGCCAACUGUAAAGACUGUCGAAGAAGGCACUCAACUGGAAAUGGAUGUGCGCUUGGUGGCUAUUCCAGAACCUGAGAUCAUCUGGAAGAAAGAUGGACAGGUGGUGGUGGAGUCCCAACGUGUGCGUAUUGUCAGGCAAAAGGACGUCCACGCCUACCGCUCCGUAGUCAUCAUUAAGAAUGCCAAGAAAGAAGAUGAGGGUUCAUAUGAAAUCUUGGUGAAGAAUCGUGAAGGAGAGGCUAAGAACCACAUUACUCUCAAAGUAACAGCACCACAAGCUCCGACGUUCGAGGAGAAGUUCGAGGACCAGACGGUGGAGUCUGAGGGCACCAUCCGUCUUGUGGCCAGAAUCCGUGGCGUUCCUGCGCCGGACGUCACUUGGAGCAGGAACGGCAAGAAACUCAAGGUGGAGAAGAAUGUGGUCAUGACCUUCCAAGAGGAAUUGGCUGUGCUUGAAAUACGCAGCGUCUUACCCAACGAAGACUCUGGCAAAUACACAUGCACAGCCACUAACAAAGUCGGCAAGUCCUCCCACUCUGCCAAUAUUACCGUGGGGGUCGACAUUGUUACCUUCAAGCGUGGUCUCGAGUCUUGUGUAGUCGAGGAGAACUCGGAGGUGGUACUUGAGUGCCGCACCUCCAAGGAGAAGCAGUGCAAGUGGUUUAAGGGACCUAAAGAGGUGAAGCCGAGCAAGAACGUCGUGGUGGAGCAGGAGGGCCUCACCCACCGUCUGGUCAUCCACUCAGCCACCCCCAGUGACACUGGCAAAUACAAGUGUACCUUCGACGACCAGUCCACCUUCUGUAACCUCACCGUCAAAAGCCUUGAUGACUUCGUGGAGAAGCUUCAGGACGAGGAGGUUCAAGAAAGAGAACAAGCUAUCCUGCAAGUGGAAGUCACCAAUGAAAAGGCUACUGUCACUUGGCAUAAGGAUGGCGAGGAGAUUACCGAGCACCAUGAGCGUUUCAAGCUGGUUUCGCAAGGUAAGACUCGUAAGCUGGUCUUGAUGGAGGCCACACUCUCUGACGAAGGGGAGUACACGUGUGUGCUGGGCGACCAGGAGUGCACAGCAGAACUCACCGUCAGGGAACUGCCUGCAGAGAUCGUCAGGAAGAUGAAGGACCAGGUCGUUUCCAAGGGCGACAGGGCCACCAUGGAGGUGGAGUUGACCAAGGGUGAUGCAGUCAUUACUUGGUAUAAGGACGAAGUUGAAAUCAGAUUCUCUGAUCAUUACCAACUCUCGAUUGAUGGCAAGGUACAAAGACUCAUGGUGUACAACUGCCAGUUUGAGGACAGCGGCACCUACCGGGCCGUGGUGGGCAAGAGUGAAUGCUCUGCCACGCUCAAGGUUGAGCUUCAGGUAGAAGGUGACUUCUCGAAGAAGCUGCCAGCUCAGAUGGACGUCAACUUUAAGACAGAUGCCACCUUUGUUGUUGAAAUUACAAAAGACUAUGAAGUCAAAUGGUUAAGGGAGGGUGCUGAGCUGAGUUCCUCUGAGAAGUAUGUUAUUAAGAAAGAGGCCAAGAAGAGGAUCUUGAUAGUCAAGUCCGUAUCUCAAACUGACGCCUGUGAAUAUUCCUGUGUCCUUGGAAAUCUCAAGACGUCGUGUGUACUGCACGUUGUCCGUAUGGAGACAGCACCUAAGAUCCCGAAGGAACACCAGAAGGUGGAAGUCAUAGUCACAAAGGGUAAAGAUGCUGUACUCAAGGUUCCAUUCACUGCUACUCCAACACCCAAAGUCUUCUGGUACCACAAAGGCCAACUCCUAAACACAGAAAACACAGAAAAACUGCUGCCAACGAUAUCGGAACAGGAAGCAUCGAUCACCAUCAAGCAGGUGGAGAACAUCGACUGUGGCGAGUACAGACUCAAGCUGUGUAACGACUGUGGUGCGGCCUAUGCUGAUUUCACCCUCAAGAUCCUAGACAAACCUUCACAGCCUGGCACACCAGAGCCCAUGGAAGUGACCAACGUGAGUGUCACGCUGCACUGGUCCCUCCCCAAGGAGGAUGGUGGACGUGCCAUCACCAACUAUAUUGUGGAAUACAUGAGUAAGAAGGAGCAGAGCUGGGUUGUAUUCAACCAGCAAGUUAAGAUAACACAGUCAACUACAGUCGUCACGAGCCUCACCACACAUGAAGAAUACUGCUUCAGAGUGUCUGCAGAAAAUGAGAUCGGAAGAUCUGAGGCCUCAAAUGCUUCAAGAUAUGUCAAGGUGUGUGAGCCAGUGAGGGCUGAGCCACCCGUGGUCAAGGAGCAGCUACAGGCAGUAGUGACCGGCCUGCACCAAGAGGUGGUCCUCCGCUGCGUGGUCACCGCAACCCCGACACCCAAGAUUGACUGGCUGAAGGAUGGCAAGCCAGUCUCCGGUAACACCAGCUACGAGAACUUUACAGCCACGUUAACUAUCAAAGAAACAAUGGAGACCUCGGGCGGGAUGUACACAUGUCGGGCCAGUAAUGAAGCUGGCAUGGCAGAAUGUUCCGCUACCGUCGUUAUUCAAGAGGCUCCCAGAUUUGAGUAUGACGAGAAGCAACAGUGUCAACGUCUUACCGUUGGUGAGAAGUGGCAUGUACCCAUCCAGGUCAUUGGUCAUCCCCGGCCCAAGAUCACCUGGGCACGCAAUGACAAGGCUCUUGUGUCGACCCCACAUAUCGUCAUCCACGUUGAUGAGUCGGAGGGUUCAACGGACAUUGCCAUCCACAAGCUGGCCCUUGAAGACUCUGCCGUCUACACACUCACCGCUCACAACUCCGCCGGGAGAUCACAACUCAGCUUCAAUCUCCGUGUGGUCGAGGAAGAGAAGGAGUACCAAGUAUGCGCUCUUGAGGUGAUAGAGGAAGAAGUCAAGAGGGAGCGACCAGCCGCACCCUUGGGCCCUCUCGUAGCCAGCGACGUGACCUCCUCUAGUCUCGUACUGACUUGGCAAGCGUCACCCUCUGACGGAGGAGUCGAGAUCUCCUCUUAUUAUAUCGAAAAGCUUGAAAAGUCACAGAAGCAGUGGCAUAAGGUUGCUGAAGUUGGUCCGGAUGUAAGGUCAUAUAUGGUAACGGAUCUGCUAGAGGGGCACGAGUACUUCUUCAGAGUCUUUGCCCUUAAUGCUCUGGGUCUUUCAGACGCGUUGGAGGUGUCUGAGACAAUCGUUCUCAAGAGUCCCUUCGAUAAACCUGGACCUCCUAUUGGUCCCUUCGAUGUGAGCAACAUCACCGAGACGUCACUACACCUACACUGGGAUGAACCUGACCAUGACGGCGGGUCUCCUAUCACUCACUACAUACUAGAGAAACGCGAGUCUACCAAGAAGGCCUGGGCUAAGGUUGGCCAAACGGAAGCGACAGUUACGGAAAUGGAAGUCACGGGCCUUAAAAAGGGAACAGCGUACUACUUUAGGGUAUAUGCAUAUAAUGCAGUCGGCCAAAGUCCACCAUUGCAGCCGGAAGAGCCGAUCACAGCAGGCAAGAAGAUCACUCCCCCGUCCAAGCCUAACAGUCUACAAGUGAUCGAUGUGACCACUAAGACGGUGACGCUGGCAUGGGCGCCACCCACUACAACAGGAGGAGCUGAUCUUAUGGGUUACGUGAUCGAGCGACGACUAACGACGGAGAAGAAGUGGGAGAAGGUGGACACCGUCGACGCCUCCGUCACCCUUUACUGUGUGGAGAACCUGAGGGAGAAGUCUGAGUAUGAGUUCAGAGUAUUCGCCGAGAACCCUGUUGGUCUCAGUUUAGAGGCCGCCCUAACAGAACAAGUCAGGCUAAAGACUCAUGCCACUCCUCCAUCACCACCCACUGCGCCCCUGGAGGUCCGUCCCACCGGUCCCACCAGCCUGAUGAUUGAGUGGGGAGCGCCCGAGAGUGACGGAGGGGCCCCUCUACUAGGCUAUAUCAUCGCUAUAAGAGAUAUCAAGAGAACUAUGUGGAUUGAAGUUGGCCAAGUCGGAGCUAACUUCACUAGGUUACACAUCAAGGAACUGCAAGAGGAGCAUGAGUACUUCGUGCGUGUAUUCGCCCGCAACGAGGUUGGUGCCAGCGACCCGCUAGAGACCGAGGAGGCUGUCAAGAUUAUCAGACCAGCCGACUUCACGGAGCUGCCUGAGGACGACAACGCCCCCUCGCUCUCAUACUCGACGACAGAGACACUCUCGUGGAUGCGGGAGGCCGGCAUGGAUGCUGAUAUCUACUCUUAUGCCCGCGGUCGUCUCCUCAAUAGGGACGAGUACUUCUUCAAAGUCUGGCACCGCGGCAUGGAGAAAUUUGACGAGAAAAAAUAACUUUGUCUUAAAUAUUUUUAAUAUAAUUUUUAAAUAUGAAUCCUUUGGUUAAGUACUGUCUUGUUAAAAAUAUACAUUUUAUUUGUUAAUUUAUGUUAUGUAUAUUACCGAAUAUGGAGAAUUCUCUCCCCAUUUAUGGACAGGUCACGAAUUAGUGUCCACUCUCAUUCCUGUUAUGGAGAAAGCCCCUUUUUUUGCGAACUGAAGUUGUAUUUACUAUUUACUGAUGAACAUAAGAUUUGUCAGUGAUUCUCGACUAUGUUUACGGUUACGACUCUAGGCAUCCUCUUAUAUGAGGGGGUGCCGGAAGCCGCAUAUUUAAAGACUUGUUCGCCAUAAGGUGUUCGGUCCUGGAAGUCCCAGUGGGAACCUUUCGCGCUGGUCUUACAAUUACAGUGUCACCGUCAUUACCCUGAGAUGUUCACCUGAGCACACAGUAAGCAGAGACCCGGAAGUUUCCAGCUGGGAUAUUUAUGGCUUAUAAUGUUUCCAUGAUGUUUGACUGCUGCCUUUAUAAGCUGAGAUUCCAAUCCGUGGACCAAAAUCUUGUGGCUGUACAACUCAACGACUUUGAUAUAUGAAUCCCUAUUUUUGUUUACUGUAUAAAUACGUCAUUAUAUUGUCUGACCGCGACUCAGGAUUUUAUAUAAUCAUGAAUAAUAGUAUCUGAACGCGAAUGUUCAUAUGUUAGUGUAUCUUUAAUCAACAACACAUUGUGUCCGACCCAAGAUGUUUUGUUGUGAAUGUACUGUGAUAAGCGAACUUACCUAAGUCGGCUGUGUGCUUGCAAAAGAAAAUAUCUAUUGUUCUUUUUCUUGUGUUACCUUAUUUAUUUUCCAAAAAUUUUGGUCUAGUUGGCAAGUCUGGGAGGCUUUUGUAGAUCUGCGGCCACACUGCUGCUGCUGAAACUUCCAUCUUUUUGACCCGACUACAACAGCCUCUGAGACUUACUGACCAGUGCCAGCAUACUAAGAGUGUCAAGUGGGCCCUACUAUUGGCAGGUCACGAAGCUGCUGCAACUACUUCUUACACAACCCGUCUGUGACCCAAUAGCGGCUCACUUGGCAGCCAUGUUUAGGCUUGUUGUGUAGAUUGGCAAUAAAAUUUUUAGAAGACAAA